Coregonus sp. 'balchen' is the source of this 55119-nucleotide messenger RNA. The record is from the annotation of a GenBank genome assembly. NCBI's taxonomy places the organism in Eukaryota, Metazoa, Chordata, Actinopteri, Salmoniformes, Salmonidae.
AUGGAGCCAGGGGUACGGUGAGAAAUGCAGGGGACAUAUUAGAUUCCUGCGCUUCAUUGUUAGAGAAAGAGAGCAGUGUAAACAGAAGGGUAAUGCAGUUUCCCAUGUAGAUUUAGAAUGCUAAUGGCACCCAAUUCCUCAUUUAGUGCACUACUAAAUAGGGAAUAUGGCACCACUUUUGACCAUAGCCCUAUGGGCCCUGGACAUAAGUAGUGCACUAAAUAGGGAUUAGGUUGGCAUUUGGGACUUAGACAGAUUGGUUGCAGGGUACGUGGGAAAGGAAAGGUAAUUUAUAUGAGAUGGGUUGAAGAGCGGGAAGAGGGGGAGGGAGAAAGGAAGCGGGAAAGAUACCAAAAUGUUCUCAUCUCCUGCUGUAUACUUACACGCACAAAUAUUUCAGGAUGUACCUGCCCAUUUGUUUGGAGAGAGGUGCCACAGAUUAAUGCAAACCUGUUCUUGUUCUAGUGUUGGAUUGCGUCCCAAAUGUAACCAUAUCCCCUAUAUUGUGCACUACUCUAUUUAAAAGAAGUGCACUGUAUAGGGAAUACGGUACCAUUUGGGACACACUCUUGGAAUGAGGAACAUGAUGAAGAAAAUUGUUUAAAAAAAUAAUUUAUUUCACCUUUAUUUAACCAGGUAACCCAGUUGAACAAGUUCUCAUUUACAACUGCGACCUGGCCAAGAUAAAGCAAAGCAGUGCGAUAAAAAACAACAACACAGAGUUACAUAUGGGGUAAAACAAAACAUAAAGUCAAAAAUACAACAGAAAAUAUAUAUAGACAGUGUGUGCAAAUGUAGCAAGUUAUGGAGGUAAGGCAAUAAAUAGGCCAUAGUGCAAAAUAAUUACAAUUUAGUAUUAACACUGGAAUGAUAGAUGUGCAAGAGAUGAUGUGCAAAUAGAGAUACUGGGGUGCAAAUGAGCAAAAUAAAUAACAAUAUGAAGAUGAGGUAGUUGGGUGGGCUAAUUUCAGAUGGGCUGUGUACAGGUGCAGUGAUCGGUAAGGUGCUCUGACAACUGAUGCUUAAAGUUAGUGAGGGAGAUGAGCUGUCCUCUUGAUUUGUGGAAAGGGAGACUGUUACUUUCUAGAAGUUUUAUAUUUUUGUUAGAGCCAGUGCCAACAGGGGACUGUUUCUUGGGUUGGAUGAAUCCUUCUCUUUUUCUCUCGAUCUCUCUCGCUCGCUCUAGACUCCUCUGAACCUGCUAUGAUAAGCACAUCGGAGAGUAGAGAUUAAAGUAUGUAACCAUCGGUUUCUGAUACUCCCAAAUGGCACCUUAUUCCCUAUGUAGUGUACUACUUUGACCAGUGCCCAUAGGGUGCCAUUUGGGUAGUGCUGAGCGAUUUAAAUGAAAUUUCAAGCAACUAGUUAUUUUCCAUUUUGUUUUUUGUCAGUUCCAUGCGCACAUACAGUGAGGGGGAAAAAAGUAUUUGAUCCCCUGCUGAUUUUGUACGUUUGACCACUGACAAAGACAUGAUCAGUCUAUAAUGUUAAUGGUAGGUUUAUUUGAACAGUGAGAGACACUAUAACAACAAAAACAUCCAGAAAAACGCAUGUCAAAAAUGUUAUGAAUUGAUUUGCAUUUUAAUGAGGUAAAUAAGUAUUUGACCCCUCUGCAAAAUAUGACUUAGUACUUGGUGGCAAAACCCUUGUUGGCAAUCACAGAGGUCAGACGUUUCUUGUAGUUGGCCACCAGGUUUGCACACAUCUCAGGAGGGAUUUUGUCCCACUCCUCUUUGCAGAUCUUCUCCAAGUCAUUAAGGUUUCAAGCCUGAUGUUUGGCAACUCGAACCUUCAGCUCCCUCCACAUAUUUUCUAUGGGAUUAAGGUCUGGAGACUGGCGAGGCCACUUCUUGAGCCACUCCUUUGUUGCCUUUGCCGUUUUGGGUCAUUGUCAUGCUGGAAUACCCAUCCACGACCCAUUUUCAAUGCCCUGGUUGAGGGAAGGAGGUUCUCACUCAAGAUUUGAUGGUACAUGACACCGUCCAUCGUCCCUUUGAUGCGGUGAAGUUGUCCUGUCCCCUUAUCAGAAACCCCCCCCCAAGGCAUAAUGUUUCCACCUCCAUGUUUGACGGUGGGGAUGGUGUUCUUGGGGUCAUAGGCAGCAUUCCUCCUCCUCCAAACACGGCGAGUUGAGUUGAUGCCAAAGAGCUCGAUUCUGGUCUCAUCUGACCACAACACUUUCACCCAGUUCUCCUCUGAAUCAUUCAGAUGUUCAUUGGCAAACUUCAGACGGGCCUGUGUAUGUGCCUUCUUGAGCAGGGGGACCUUGUGGGCGCUGCAGGAUUUCAGUCCUUCACGGCGUAGUGUGUUACCAAUUGUUUUCUUGGUGACUAUGGUCCCAGCUGCCUUGAGAUCAUUGACAAGACCCUCCCGUGUAGUUCUGGGCUGAUUCUUCACCGUUCUCAUGAUCAUUGCAACUCCACGAGGUGAGAUCUUGCAUGGAGCCCCAGGCUGAGGGAGAUUGACAGUUAUUUUGUGUUUCUUCCAUUUGCGAAUAAUCGCACCAACUGUUGUCACCUUCUCACCAAGCUGCUUGGCGAUGGUCUUGUAGCCCAUUCCAGCCUUGUGUAGGUCUACAAUCUUGUCCCUGACAUCCUUGGAGAGCUCUUUGGUCUUGGCCAUGGUGGAGAGUUUGGAAUCUGAUUGAUAGAUUACUUCUGUGGACAGGUGUCUUUUAUACAGUUAACAAACUGAGAUUAGGAGCACUCCCUUUAAGAGUGUGCUCCUAAUCUCAGCUCGUUACCUGCAUAAAAGACACCUGGGAGCCAGAAGUGUUUAUGAUUGUGAAGGGGUCAAAUAAUUAUAUCCCUCAUUAAAAUGCAAAUCAAUUCAUAAAAUUUUUGACAUGUGUUUUUCUGGAUUUUGUUGUUGUUAUUCUGUCUCUCACUGUUCAAAUAAACCUACCAUUAAAAUUAUAGACUGAUCAUGUCUUUGUCAGUGGGCAAACGUACAAAAUCCGCAGGGGAUCAAAUACUUUUUUCCCUCACUGUAGCACAGUUUCUCUAGAGAUAAAUCGUAUCCAGCCUGAACUGUGCGACGUACUAGGGAGUUGUAGUUUUGUGAGGUAUCUCUACCUGAAAAUACAUGAUCAAAGUGAUUUGAUAGUUGGUAUUCAGCAGUGAUAAAAGUAUUCCUUAUUUACUUUGAAGAACUACUAAAAUAGUGAUUUAGUCAGACCGCAUAGGCAGCAGCUCUAUAGAGAUGAGAUGAUGACUUGGAAUGAAAUAAUUUAGUAAAAUAAAACAAAUGUAAUAUACACAACAACUGAAAUAUUUCACUUAAAGUAAUGUGAAUAAAUGAUGGUUAAGAAGCGAUAGGCAGUAAUGGGGACUUUUAUUAAUUGUUUUAUUCUGUGUUACAGCAUUCAACCCAAAUAAUCGAAAUUGAAAACAGUGAUAUUUUUUCAAAUAGUCGAACCGAAACCAAACCUACCUCAAAAAGCACAAAUCGCUCAGCACUACAUCUGGGACGUCCCCACAGACUGUCUUCUGUUCUUCCACCAUUGUCUUUGGUCUGUCAUUUCCACAUUAUAUUUCAUCAUUAAGGGAUUCCAUUACCUUCUAGUAUCCACCCUGUCUGCAGUUAGACCUUGAUGUAUCAUUUGAGAUGACCUUUGUGAUUGUUCUAUCUAUAACCUUUACAUGAGCGAUAGAGCUCAAUUUCAGAUGGCUUGACUAGGACUCGACUUGACUCGCAGUGGAAAUCAAUAAGCAUUCAAGUUGCUGAUGUUUUUGAGCCCUUAACUUCACGGAAGUAAAUCCCAUUUAAUGCGUAGAUCUAUGAGCUUCAUUCUAAUGUCUUUGGUGACUUCCCUCAGACUUGCUCCAAAUGGAGAAGUAUUGUUUUGUGCUUUUUUAUUGUAGUGUUUCAGUGUGUGCCUCUGCAGGUGAGGUGGACAGGUGACUAGCUGGCGAGCUGGACAGAUGCUUGGCUGUCCUACAGUGGAGUUUGAUAUGCAGAGUAAGGUAGAGGAAACUCCUAUGAAUGUCUGGAGGCGCUCAGAAACCCAUUAAAGAUGGAAUCCGCAUGUAGGGGAAACUGCGGCACUGUCCGUCCUACGGCUAUUGUUAUUGAUUUGUUGCCGAAGCAGAGCUGGGGAGCGUCGCACAUUGUGAAUUUUUUUUGGGGGGCAGUACAUAUGCUGCUGUUCUAUCGUGUGUGUGCAAUGAUGUUGGCGGUAACUUCUUUGUUGUAAUAUCGCAAAUGCACAUGGCAGUUUCACCAUUAAGGAUUCCAGUUUUAAAGCCAUCAUCUGCAGUUGGGUGACAUUUUAAUAAUGCUGCCCAAGAUGGCCUUUGAUGUUCUAGAGAACCUCCACAUGUCUGUAACCAUGGAGAUAGAACAGGGACAUGAUGGCACAAACAAAUCUGGGCCCAGGUUCACAGAACACUUCUUACGCAAAAACGUAAUAAGCUUAACAUUGUUUACAAAAAGAAGUUCAUAAGAUAGUUUGUAAGUGCAUUUCCUCAACAUCUUAAGAUUUAAUGAUUUGAAUUCUUAUGAAUCUUCUUCAAUUGUUUGUUGCUAAUCACCCGAUUUUUAGCUAGCAAUGGCAAUCAUGUUAGCAUAUUUCGUACUGAAAUUACUGUUCUAAAACAUGUUCUUGGGUUUAAAAUAAUAAAUACUGAAACUUUCAGAUGAAGUUUGUGAAUUAAACAUGUUCAAUUGCUUUCAUGAGCUUCUUCUCUCACUGCCCUGAGUUUAAGACAAGGGUUUAUCUAUCUUGGAAUUAAGAACAUUUCCAAUAACUUUAUCUUCAAGAAUCUAAAUUUCUACUUAACUUUUUGCUUAAGGAGAAACAUUAUAAAUAAAUAGCUCGAAUUUCCAAGAACCUUUUUGAGGAAUAGCAAUUUUGUUUAACUUUCUUCUUAAGUCUAUAGUUAAGGAAAAAAUUGGCAGUUAAGAAGACAUUUCUUCUUAAGGAGGUUUUGUGAAUCUGGGCCCAGGUUUGGACCGUGAGGAACUGAGUGAUUGAGUUCUAUAGAGUUAUUUUUAGACCUCUUGACAACUUUUCAUGACUUGACCAUUCACUUUCUAUGACUCGUAAUGAAAAUCGCUAAGCAAUUGAGUGUCCAAUGUCUGCUCUCAAAGCCUCAAGCAUUUUGUUGCAACUCCCAAUUAUAAAUCCCAAUAAUGCAAAGAUCUGAAUUUAAACUUCUUUGGAGAGAGAUCCCCGCAAGUUACCACUACUGUUCCAAUUCGAGAUGGCCUCCUAACCUACUCUGCCCUGUGCUAUCUCUGCGUGAUGAUUUUUUAUUGAUGUUGUAGUGUGGGCUCCUGUCAGAUGAAGUACUCCUGAGUGGCGCAGUGGUCUAAGGCACUGCAUCGCAGUGCUAACUGUGCCACUAGAGAUCCUGGUUCGAAUCCAGGCUCUGUCGCAGCCGGCCGCGACCGGGAGACUCAUGGGCGGCGCACAAUUGGCCCAGCGUCGUCCAGGGUAGGGGAGGGAAUGGCCGGCAGGGAUGUAGCUCAGUUGAUAGAGCAUGGCGUUUGCAAUGCCAGGGUUGUGGGUUUGAUUCCCACGGGGGGCAAGUAUAAAAAAAAAUAUGUAUUCACUAACUGUAAGUCGCUCUGGAUAAGAGCGUCUGCUAAAUGACUAAAAUGUAAAUGUAAAGUUUGUGCCAUAUUUAUUAAAUAUAUUGGAAAUCUUACUCACCAGUGCUCUCAUCAGAGCUCUCGUGGACAGGUGGUGGGCUGACCUUGCAGUGGAGAUACUUUAAUUUAUGUAAAGUGAAGUAGGGAAACUCAGUGGAAGUGCUCACAAAUGCAUGAAAGCCAUCAUCUGCAGUUGGGUGAAAUUUUAAUGCGAGUUUAAACGCUGCCCAAGCCUGGCCAAUAGAUGAGGUGUGUUUGUGCCCAAGCCUGCCCAAAAGAUAAUUACGUCCACCACCUGCCUCAAUCAAGGGAUGGAGAGCAACACACUCACACAUGCAGUAGUGUGUGUGUGGCAUCAUGCUGCAUGGCCUGGCCCUAUACUCUGAUUUGGUCUGACUAAGAAAAAUUAUCUCAUCUACCCAUCCUGUCUCAGGGAAGUGUGUGUCCAGGCCUAUAGUUAAUUAAAGGGUUUCUUCACAGACUUCAUUAGAGGUGAAGAGAGGAGCCUGGCAGAUUAAUGCACUGUCACUUAACUGAGACAGGACUGGGAGAUGAGAGACACACACACACUGAGUGAGUUAGUUUGUUAUUCAGCAGGAGCCACUGACUGAAAGGAAAAGGCAGUUUAGCCUUGAACCCAAGGUGGGAAGUCUGCUCUGCUUUUAAUGUCUGGUGCCAUUUCAUCGAAGUCAAUAGUCAUAACACUGGCAAUGUUUUUCAGCCUCCUAGUAUAGAAUAUAUAGACACACACACACGGCUGUCGACUCCCCCUCUCAGGACAGUUUCCUGACGUUAGCCCAGCUCCCGUACUGUGGGCAGUGAAGCAGACCGUACAGAGCAGACCGUUCACAGAUGGAAAUGUAGAAUUGCACCUCUGUACUAAAGCUUUAAAAAUGUAUUCCACCGAUCAAAUCCAUUUAUUCUGCCUCUUAUCACCCUCUUCUGACGUGCAGAAACCUGAAAUGCCAUUAAAUACAUAUUUAGCAGGGAUUUCUGGACAAACGGCAUGGAUUUUCCCACCUGAACAUUCAUUGAUUUGAGGCUGACUUUUGAGUUUCUGAUGUGACCAAAGGCUAACGUGGGGGUGUGACUUCCUGUAAUGUGAAUGUCAGCACUAUAGGGCAGCAUUCAUCACACACACACACACACACACACACUAUAGGGUAGCAUUAAUCACAGACUUGUGUGUGUGUGGAAUAUGGACGUUAAAAACCCUUCUAUUAGUCAGUGUUUGACAUGGAGGUUUCUGUGUGUGAAUAAAUACAAUUCUUCAGAAGGGAAAAUAUCUAUGAUAAUAAUGCCAUGAAAUUGUGUUUUAGAAUGUUUCAUAUUCACCCGAUCCUUCAACCUUUCCUCAGGAAGAUGGUGCAUUGAAAGAUAAUUUGCCACAGAGGUGCAGAGAAAACACAUCACUUGUUGUAUAAAGAUGAAUAGGAGGGCAACAUGCAGUGCCUUCAGAAAGUAUUCCUGCCCCUUGACUUAUUCCACAUUGUUGUUACAGCCUGAAUUCAAAAUAGAUUAAAACUUUUCUUCUCACCCAUCUACACACUACCCCAUAAUGACAGUGAACAUUAUGUGUUUUGUACAGAAAUAUGUAAUUUACGUAAGUAUUCACACCCCUGAGUCAAUACAUGAUGUAAUCACCUUUGGCAGCGACUACAGCUGUGAGUCUUUCUGGGUAAGUCUCUAAGAGCUUUGCACACCUGGUUUGUACAAUAUUUGCCCAUUUAUUCUUUUUAAAAUUCUUCAAGCUCUGUGAAGUUGGUUGUUGGUCAUUGCUAGGCAGCCAUUUUCAAGUCUUGCCUUAGAUUUUCAAGCCGAUUUAAGUCAAAACUAACUUGGCCACUCAGGAACAUUCAACGUCGUCUUGGUAAGCAACUCCAGUGUAUAUUUUGCCUUGUGUUUUAGGUUAUUGUCCCGCUGAAAGGUGAAUUAGUCUCCCAGUGUCUGGUGGAAAGCAGACUGAACUAAGUUUUCCUCUAGGAUUUUGCCUGUGAUUAGCGCUCUUCCGGUUCUUUUUAUAAAAAUAAAACUCCCUAGUGCUUCCUGAUGACCGGCAUACCCAUAACAUGAUGCAGCCACCAUCAUGCUUGAAAAUAUGAAGUGGUACUCAGUGAUGUGUUGUGUUGGAUUUGCCCCAAACAUAACGCUUUGUAUUCAGGACAGAAAGUAAAUUUCUUUGCCACAUUCUUGGCAGUUUAGUGCCUUAUUACAAACAGGAUGCAUGUUUAUGGAAUAUUUUUAUUCUGUACAGUCUUCCUUUUCACUGUGUCAUUUAAGCUAGUAUUGUGGAGUAACUAAAUGUUGUUGAUCCAUCCUCAGUUUUCUUCUAUCACAGCCAUUAAACUCUGUAACUGUUUUAAGUCACCAUUGGCCUCAUGGUGAAAUCGCUGAGCGGUUUCCUUCCUCUCCGGCAACUGAGUUAGGAGGGACGCCUGUAUCGUUGUAGUGACUGGGUGUAUUGAUAGACCAUCAAAAGUAUAAUUAAUAUACUGUCUUUUUGUUUGUUUUUACCCAUCUAUCAAUAGGUGCCCUUUACGAGGCAUUGGAAAACCUCCAUGGUCUUUGUGGUUGAGAAAUUAACUGCUCAACUGAGGGACCUUAAAAUGAUCUGUGUGUGUGUGGGGUACAGAGAUGAGGUAGUCAUUAAAAAAUCAUGUUAAACACUUAUUGCACACAGUGAGUCCAUGCAACUUAUGUGACUUAAGCACAUUUUUACUCAUUAACUUAUUUAGGCUUGCCAUAACAAUAGGGUUGAAUACUUAUUGACUCAAGACAUUUCAGCUUUUCAUUUUUAAUUAAUUAGUAAACAUUUCUAAAAUCAUAAUUCCGUUUUGACAUUAUGGGGUAUUUAUGUGUAGGCCAGUGACACAAUCUCAAUGUAAUUAAUUUUAAAUUCAGGCUGUAACACAACAAAAUGUGGACAACAUUAAAGGGUGUGAAUACUUUCUGAAGGCACCGAAUACCUUUUAUACAGUGCCUUUGGAAAGUAUUCAGACCCCUUGACUUUUUCCACAUUUUGCUAGGUUACGGCCUUAUUCUAAAAUUGAUAAAAUAGUUUUUUCCCUCAUCAAUCUACACAAUGCCCCAUAAUGACAAACCAAAAACAGGUUUUUAGAAAUUUUUGCUAAUUUAUUAAAAAUAAAAAACGAUCACAUUUUACAUAAGUAUUCAGACCCUUUACUCAGUACUUUGUUGAAGCACCUUUGACAGCGAUUACAGCCUCAAGUCUUCUUGGGUAUGACUCUACAAGCUUGGCACACCUGUAUUUGGGGAGUUUCUCCCAUUAUUCUCUGCAGAUCCUUUCAAGCUCUGUCAGGUUGGAUGGGAGCGAUGCUGCACAGCUAUUUUCAGGUCUCUUCAGAGAUAUUCGAUCGGGUUCAAGUGCCUGGGCUCAGGCUAGGCCUCUCAAGGACAUUCAGAGACUUGUCCUGAAGCCACUCCUGCGUUGUCUUGGCUGUGUGCUUAGGGUUGUUGUCCUGUUGGAAGGUGAGCCUUCACCCCAGUCUGCGGUCCUGUGCGCUCUGGAGCAGGUUUUCAUCAAGGAUCUCUCUGUACUUUGCUCCGUUCAUCUUUGCCUCGAUGCUGACUAGUCUCCCUGCCACUGAAAAACAUCCCCACAGCAUGAUGCUGCAACCACCAUGCUUCACCGUAGGGAUGGUGCCAGGUUUCCUCCAGACGUGACGCUUGGCAUUUAUUAGGUUUAUUUUAUUUUACGAAGUCCUUUUUACAUCGGCAAAGUCACAAAGUGCUUUACAGAAACCCUUCCUAAAAUCACGAAAGAGCAAGCAAUGCAGGUGUAGAAGCACCGUGGCUACUAAAAAUCUUCUGGCUGUACCAGUAGGACCUGCCUGGUUGAUUUUAGAUGUCAAUAAAGCAGAGCAAUGCCUUUUCUUAGCUACAUUAGUGGAUCUCAACAUUUUACACACAAGGUACCCCCUGUGGAUAGGCCAGGUACCCUCAGGGGUCCUAGUACCCCAGGUUGACAACCACUGACCUACAGUAUGCUGUGUCUGCAUGAAGGUCAAGUAGAUCUGACUAUUGUCUUAAGUUUGUCUCUGGUCUGUGUAAAGUUGAGUAUUCCCUCAGUCUCUCUCUCUCUCACACACACACACACACACACACACACACACACACACACACACACACACACACACACACACACACACACACACAGAGUUUGAGUGUUUCAACCGUAGGCACCAUAGUUGAAAUCUUAAACCAAUGGUGCAUAGUUAUUUUGUGUGUGGUGCGAUGCUGGUGGAGUGAUCCGCUUGGUAAAACACUGUGUACGUCGCCAUGGUAAUCUGAGUUGUUUAUAGUCCCUCUAACCUUUAGCCAGUCUACCACUGGGACACAUGGUUUGUGCUUCCCAAAUGGUACCCUAUUCCCUUCGUAGUGCACUACUUUUGAUCUGGUCAAAAGUAUUGCGCUGUAUAGUGAAUAGGGUGCCAUCUCUGACUGACAUGUUUGGAGCUUUGCUGUUAUUCUUUCUAACUUUGGAGUGGGGAAGAGCCAGAACUCCUAAAUAAUUCACUUUUCUGCUGUUUUGCUAUUAAACGUCUGACUGUCAGCGGUUUCGUUGGUUGUUAUUCGUUGGGGCGGCAGGUAGCAUUGUGGUUAAGAGCGUUGUGCCAGUAACCGAAAGGUCGCUGGUUGUAAUCCCCGAGCCGACUAGGUGAAAAAUCUGUCGGUGCCCUUGAGCAAGGCACUUAACCCUAAUUGCUCCUGUAAGUCGCUCUGGAUAAGAGCGUCUGCUAAAUGACUAAAAUGUAAAUGUAAAAUGUUAUUGUUGCCCAGACCUAGGAGCUCUAUGGUGAUUUUCUGUGCUCUGUUUGGUCCCUGUUGUGUUGGAGGAGAUGGUAGCACUAAGGAAGGAGGAGAUAGGAGUGGUGCUGGACUCAGAACUACCUAACCUGUUUCGUGACUGUGUCUGGCUGUUUACUGUGUCUGGCUGUUUACUGUGUCUGGCUGUGACUGUCUGUUAUAUAGAUGUACAGUACCAGUCAACGGUUUGGACACACCUACUCAUUCAAGGGUUCUUUCUUUAUUUUUACUAUUUUCUACAUUAUAUAAUAAUAGUGAAGACAUCAAAACUAUGAAAUAACACAUAUGGAAUCAUGUAGUAACCCAAAAAAGUGUUAAAUAAAUCAAAAUAUAUCUUAUAUUUGAGAUUCUUCAAAGUAGCCAGCCUUUGCCUUGAUGACAGCACACUUGGCAUUCUCUCAACCAGCAUCAUGAGGUAGUCACCUGGAAUGAAUUUCAAUGAACAGGUGUGCCCUACCUGGCAGGGUUGGUCCUACAAAGCCAGAGCCCCCUGAUGGGAGAGCAUAAUAUACAAGGAAAUUCUCAAAGCUGCUAAUGAGAACCUUGACGACCUUUUACCUAGCCGGUGGGGUACGCCCACCCAGGUAGUGGCAGUGCUGGAAACACUGGCUGCAGUAACCCAUGGGGAGGGGGUCACACUCGGACAAUCAGAGAGGGGGUUUUUCAUUGUGGCACAAAAUAAUCAAAGGUCUGACCGCACGGAGAUGCUUGGGAAAAUGGUUACAACAGGGGAUCAGAGUGUUUGUGUCUCAGGUGAAGAGGGUGGAUCUGAUCUCCAUCACCUAGGACUUGACAUAGAUUAAGUAGAUUAAUCAAAUCUCACAUUGUUGUCAAUUUCUGCUCAAUCUGCAUGCUUUCUCAAUCAGCUUUAACUGUAUGUGCACUCGUAAAUCAGGUUCUUUCUUGAGUUGGGCUCUGGGAUAUAACAGCCGUUGAGUAUCUGAUUUUAUGGUGGAUUGUGGAGGAGGGGGGUUGAGUGUGUUGGAGUAUGUGAGUGUGCGUGUGUGUUUGUCCGGCAUCUGUUGUGGGGGGGUGGGGUUAUGGGAUGGACCACAGGAAUUAUUUGCUAGGAUAAUAAUUGCUUGUCAAUAUAUUAAAUGUAAUACAAUGGCAAUCCGGGUUAUAUGUUAAAAUCCUACGCAUGAACUGCCGACAUUAUUACGCAUAUUAAUUGAUAAUGAUGGAAAAUAGGAUAUGCAUAAUUUUUUUUAAAAUAGUUAUAUAUAUAUAUAUAUAUAUAUAUAUAUGAGAGCGAGAGAGGUGACAGCAUUGGAAAUGCUUUUGGCGGUUAAUCUGCUUCUGUUUUGUGGGUGGCACAAGACAAUAUUAUUAUGGUGGGGGAUUAUAAUACUGUUUUAAAUAGCUCAAUGGACCGUAAAGGAAAUCACACCACAAACAAUCACCCACAUGCUCUUAAGGAAAUUGUGAAUGUCAUGGAUACAUUAGAACUAGUAGAUAUAUGGAGGCUUAAAUAUACUGAUCUAGUGAGGUAUACAUGGCGGAGACUGAAUCAAGCUAGUCGUCUUGACUUCUUUCUUAUCUCAUUCUCGUUGGCACCAAAAGUAUUAAAGUGUUGAUAGGGGACAGAAUGCGGUCAGACCAUCAUAUAAUUGGCAUAUACAUUACUCUUACUGAAUUUCCACGUGGGCGAGGAUAUUGGAAAUUUUAUCAAAGCCUAUUGGAUGAUAAUUUAUUUAUAAUUAGAACAAAGGAAUUUAUAACUUACUUUUUCCGACAUAACAUAGCAAAUCCCCUUAUUGUAUGGGACACCUUUAAAUGUGCCUUUAGAGGCCAUGCAAUUAAGUACUCAUCUCGAAAACAAAAGCAAUUUAGGUCAAAAGAGUUUAUACUAACAAAGGAAAUAGAAAGUCUAACAGAACAGAUAGAUGGCAAUAAAAACUGUAACAUAGAGGCUCAGAAUAAAUUAGAGGAAAAACAAAAAGAAAUGGAGAAACUUAUUCAAGAAAGAUCAAGUGUAAUAUAUUAUAAAAAUAAAGCAAACUGGAUGGAAUAUGGGGAAAAAUGCACAAAAUUAUUUUUUAAUCUUCAACAUAGGAAUGCUACCAAAAAUAACUUAAUGAAACUGGUUACAAUUGACGGAGUCACCCAUGAUUCACCAAAUGAUAUUUUGAAGGAGGAAACAAAGUACUUUAAGCAUAUGUUUUCUUUUCAGUCGCCUCCAUCUCCUCUAACUGAAACUAAUUGUAGAGAUUUUUUUCUAUUGAUAAUGUCAAAUUAACAGCCAUACAGAAAGACUCAUGUGAAGGUGAAAUUACAGAGGAGGAACUUCUGGAUGCAAUUAGUCUGGGAAAACUCCAGGGUUGGAUGGCAUACCAGUCGAGGUAUACCAAACCUUUUUUGAUAUACUAAGAGGACCGUUAUUAGCAUGUUUUAACCACUCCUAUGUAAAUGGUAGAUUAUCUGACACUCAAGAAGAAGAUCUCAUUAUUACUGAAACAGGAUACAAGUGGAAAAUUAUAAAGAUCCAGUCCAUUUAAAAAAUUGGAGGCCCCUUACACUUCAGUGUUGUGAUGCAAAAAUUCUAGCAAAAUGUAUAGCGCAUAGAAUUAAAAAGGUAUUGUCGGAUAUUAUUCAUUCUAAUCAGACAGGUUUUUUACAUGGAAGAUACAUUGGAGAUAAUAUAAGGCAAGUAUUGGAAACAAUAGAACACUAUGGAAAAUAUGGGAAACCAGGCCUGCUAUUCAUAGCAGACUUCAAAAAGGCAUUUGAUAAAGUAUGACUCGGGUUUAUAUAUAAAUGCCUGGAGCAUUUCAAUUUUGGAGAAUCUCUUAUAAAAUGGGUCAAAAUCAUGUAUAGUAACCCUAGGUGUAAAAUAGUAAAUAAUGGCUAUUUCUCAGAAAGUUUUAAACUGUCAAGAGGAGUGAAACAAGGUUGUCCACUAUUAGCUAUUAAAAUCAGAUCCAAUAAUAAUAUCAGAGGAUUAGAAAUCCAGGGCUUAAAAACAAAGGUGUCAUUGUAUGCUGAUGAUUCAUGUUUUCUUUUAAAUCCACAACUAGAAUCCCUCCACAGCCUCAGAGGAUCUAGAUACAUUUUCUAACCUCUCUGGAUUACAACCAAAUUAUGACAAAUGUACUAUAUUACGUAUUGGAUCACAAAAAAAUACAAUUUUUACAUUACCAUGUAGUUUACCAAUACAAUGUUCUGAUGGUGAUGUGGAUAUACUCGAUCUCACUUCAAUAAAUUUUAAAAGAAAGUUAGCAAAAAUAGAUAAUAUCUUACUACCAUGGAAAGGUAAAUACCUGUCAAUUUGUGGAAAAAUCACCCUGAUUUAACUCUUUAGUAUUAUCCCAGUUGACCUAUUUGCUUAUGGUCUUGCCUACGCCUAGCGAACAGUUUUUUAAAUUAUAUGAGAAAAAAAGAUUCAAUUUUAUUUGGAAUGGCAAGCCAGACAAAAUUAAAAGGGCCUAUUUAUAUAAUGAAUAUGAAUUCAGAGGACAGAAAUUAUUAAAUAUUAAAAAGUUAGACCUAUCACUAAAAGCUUCAGUCAUACAAAAGUUAUACUUAAAUCCGAACUGGUUCUCAAGCAAAUUAGUAAGAUUGUCUCACCCAAUGUUCAAGAAAGGCCUUUUUCCCUUUAUUCAGAUUACAACAACUCAUUUUCAGUUAUUUGAAAUGGAAAUCAUCUCCCAAAUAUCACUAUUUCUAAUUUAAUCCUCCAGAAACGACAGAACAAAUAAUGCAACAAAUAUUGUGGUUAAAUUCAAAUAUACUAAUUGACAAAAAACCUUUAUUUUUUGACAGAAUGUUUAAAAAAGGUAUAAUCUUCGUAAAUGAUAUCAUCGGUAGGCAUUCUAGGUGAAGCUGGUAGAGGGAAUGCCAACAGUGUGCAAAGCUGUCAUCAAGGCAAACGGUGUCUAUUUGAAGAAUCUCAAAUAUAAAAUAUUUCGAUUUGUUCAACACUUUUUUGUUUACUACAUGAUUCCAUAUGUGUUAUUUCAUAAUUUUGAUGUCUUCACUAUUAUUCUACAAUGUAAAAAUAAAGAAAAAAGCCUCCCCUUUUUCCUCCAAACAUAACGAUGGUCAUUAUGGCCAAACAGUUGUAUUUUUGUUUCAUCAGACCAGAGGACAUUUCUCCAAAAAGUACAAUCUUUGUCCACAUGUGCAGUUACAAACCAUAGUCUGGCUUUUUUAUGGUGGUUUUGGAGCAGUGGCUUCUUCCUUGCUUAGCGGCCUUUCAGGUUAUGUCGAUAUAGGACUCGUUUUACUGUGGAUAUAGAUACUUUUGUACCUGUUUCCUCCAGCAUCUUCACAAGGUCCUUUGUUGUUGUUCAGGUAUUGAUUUGCACUUUUCGCACCAAAGUACAUUCAUCUCUAGGAGACAGAAUGUGUCUCCUUCCUGAGCGAUAUGACGGCUGCGUGGUCCCAUGGUGUUUAUACUUGCAUACUAUUGUUUGUACAGAUGAACGUGGUACCUUCAGACAUUUGGAAAUUGCUCCCAAGGAUGAACCAGACUUGUGGUCUACAAUUUUUUUUCUGAGGUCUUGGCUGAUUUUCUUUUGAUUUCCCCAUGAUGUCAAGCAAAGAGGCACUGAGUUUCAUCCACAGGUACACCUCCAAUUGACUCAAAUGAUGUCAAUUAGCCUAUCAGAAGCUUCUAAAGCCAUGACAUCAUUUUCUGGAAUUUUCCAAGCUGUUUAAAGGCACAGUCAACUUAGUGUAUGUAAACUUCUGACCCACUGGAAUUGUGAUACAGUGAAUUAUACAGUGAGGGGAAAAAAGUAUUUGAUCCUCUGCUGAUUUUGUACGUUUGCCCACUGACAAAGACAUGAUCAGUCUAUAAUUUUGAUGGUAGGUUUAUUUGAACAGUGAGAGACAGAAUAACAACAAAAAAAUCCAGAAAAAUGGUCAGAGGUCAGACGUUUCUUGUAGAUGGCCAAAAGGUUUGCACACAUCUCAGGAGGGAUUUUGUUCCACUCCUCUUUGCAGAUCUUCUCCAAGUCAUUAAGGUUUCGAGGCUGACGUUUGGCAACUCGAACCUUCAGCUCCCUCCACAGAUUUUCUAUGGGAUUAAGGUCUGGAGACUGGCUAGGCCACUCCAGGACCUUGAUGUGCUUCUUCUUGACCCACUCCUUUGUUGCCUUGGCCGUGUUUUGGGACAUUGUCAUGCUGGAAUACCCAUCCACGACCCAUUUUCAAUGCCCUGGCUGAGGGAAGGAGGUUCCCACCCAAGAUUUGACGGUACAUGGCCCCGUCCAUCGUCCCUUUGAUGCAGUGAAGUUGUCCUGUCCCCUUAGCAGAAAAACACAUUUACAUUUACAUUUUAGUCAUUUAGCAGACGCUCUUAUCCAGAGCGACUUACAGGAGCAACCCAAAGCAUGUUUCCAACUCCAUGUUUGACGGUGGGGAUGGUGUUCUUGGGGUCAUAGGCAGCAUUCGUCCUCCUCCAAAUACGGCGAGUUGAGUUGAUGCCAAAGAGCUCGAUUUUGGUCUCAUCUGACCACAACACUUUCACCCAGUUCUCCUCUGGAUCAUUCAGAUGUUCAUUGGCAAACUUCAGACGGCCCUGUAUAUGUGCUCUCUUGAGCAGGGGGACCUUGCGGGCACUGCAGGAUUUCAGUCCUUCACGGCGUAGUGUGUUACCAAUUGUUUUCUUGGUUACUAUGGUCCCAGCUGCCUUAUUAUUAUUAUUAUUAUUAUUAUUAUUAUUAUUAUUGUUAUUAUUAUAAUAAUAAUAAUAUGCCAUUUAGCAGACGCUUUUAUCCAAAGCGACUUAGUCAUGCGUGCAUAUUUUUAUUUAUUUUUGUGUAUGGGUGGUCCCGGGGAUCGAACCCACUACCUUGGCGUUACAAGCGCCGUGCUCUACCAGCUGAGCUACAGAGGACCACAAAAUAACUUUCAUUACUCCCGUGUAGUUCUGGGCUGAUUCCACACCAUUCUCAUGAUCAUUGCAACUCCACGAGGUGAGAUCUUGCAUGGAGCCCCAGGCCGAGGGAGAAUGAAAGUUAUUUUGUGUUUCUUCCAUUUGCGAAUAAUCGCACCAACUGUUGUCACCUUCUCACCAAGCUGCUUGGCGAUGGUCUUGUAGCCCAUUCCAGCCUUGUGUAGGUCUACAAUCUUGUCCCUGACAUCCUUGGAGAGCUCUUUGGUCUUGGCCUUGGUGGAGAGUUUGGAAUCUGAUUGAUUGAUUGCUUCUGUGGACAGGUGUCUUUUUAUACAGGUAACAAGCUGAGAUUAGGAGCACUCCCUCUAAGAGUGUGCUCCUAAUCUCAGCUCGUUACCUGUAUAAAAGACACCUGGGAGCCAGAAGUCUUUCUGAUUGAGAGGAGGUCAAAUACUUAUUUCCCUCAUUAAAAUGCAAAUCAAUUACAUUUUUGACAUGCUUUUUGUUGUUAUUCUGUCUCUCACUGUUCAAAUAAACCUACCAUUAAAAUUAUAGACUGAUCAUGUCUUUGUCAGUGGGCAAACGUACAAAAUCAGCAGGGGAUCAAAUACUUUUUUCCCUCACUGUAAGUGAAAUAAUCUGUGUAAACAAUUGUUGGAAAAAUGACUUGUGUCAUGCACAAAGUAGAUGUCCUAACCGACUUGCUAAAACUAUAGUUUGUUAACAAGAAAUUUGUGGAGUGGUUGAAAAACGAGUUUUAAUGACUCCAACCUAAGUGUAUGUAAACUUCCAACUUCAACUGUAUGUACGUACAGUGGGGGAAAAAAAGUAUUUAGUCAGCCUCCAAUUGUGCAAGUUCUCCCACUUAAAAAGAUGAGAGAGGCCUGUAAUUUUCAUCAUAGGUACACGUCAACUAUGACAGACAAAUUGAGAGAAAAAAAAUCCAGAAAAUCACAUUGUAGGAUUUUUUAUGAAUUUAUUUGCAAAUUAUGGUGGAAAAUAAGUAUUUGGUCACCUACAAACAAGCAAGAUUUCUGGCUCUCACAGACCUGUAACUUCUUCUUUAAGAGGCUCCUCUGUCCUCCACUCGUUACCUGUAUUAAUGCCACCUGUUUGAACUUGUUAUCAGUAUAAAAGACACCUGUCCACAACCUCAAACAGUCACACUCCAAACUCCACUAUGGCCAAGACCAAAGAGCUGUCAAAGGACACCAGAAACAAAAUUGUAGACCUGCACCAGGCUGGGAAGACUGAAUCUGCAGUAGGUAAGCAGCUUGGUUUGAAGAAAUCAACUGUGGGAGCAAUUAUUAGGAAAUGGAAGACAUACAAGACCACUGAUAAUCUCCCUCGAUCUGGGGCUCCACGCAAGAUCUCACCCCGUGGGGUCAAAAUGAUCACAAGAACGGUGAGCAAAAAUCCCAGAACCACACGGGGGGACCUAGUGAAUGACCUGCAGAGAGCUGGGACCAAAGUAACAAAGCCUACCAUCAGUAACACACUACGCCGCCAGGGACUCAAAUCCUGCAGUGCCAGACGUGUCCCCCUGCUUAAGCCAGUACAUGUCCAGGCCCGUCUGAAGUUUGCUAGAGUGCAUUUGGAUGAUCCAGAAGAGGAUUGGGAGAAUAUCAUAUGGUCAGAUGAAACCAAAAUAUAAAUUUUUGGUAAAAACGCAACUCGUCGUGUUUGGAGGACAAAGAAUGCUGAGUUGCAUCCAAAGAACACCAUACCUACUGUGAAGCAUGGGGGUGGAAACAUCAUGCUUUGGGGCAGUUUUUCUGCAAAGGGACCAGGACGACUGAUCCGUGUAAAGGAAAGAAUGAAUGGGGCCAUGUAUCGUGAGAUUUUGAGUGAAAACCUCCUUCCAUCAGCAAGGGUAUUGAAGAUGAAACAUGGCUGGGUCUUUCAGCAUGACAAUGAUCCCAAACACACCGCCCGGGCAACGAAGGAGUGGCUUCGUAAGAAGCAUUUCAAGGUCCUGGAGUAGCCUAGCUAGUCUCCAGAUCUCAACCCCAUAGAAAAUCUUUGGAGGGAGUUGAAAGUCUGUUGCCCAGCGACAGCCCCAAAACAUCACUGCUCUAGAGGAGAUCUGCAUGGAGGAAUGGGCCAAAAUACCAGCAACAGUGUGUGAAAACUUUGUGAAGACUUACAGAAAACGUUUGACCUGUGUCAUUGCCAACAAAGGGUAUAUAACAAAGUAUUGAGAAACUUUUGUUAUUGACCAAAUACUUAUUUUCCACCAUAAUUUGCAAAUAAAUUCAUUAAAAAUCCUACAAUGUGAUUUUCUGGAUUGUUUUUUCUCAUUUUGUCUGUCAUAGUUGACGUGUACCUAUGAUGAAAAUUACAGGCCUCAUCUUUUUAAGUGGGAGAACAUGCACAAUUGGUGGCUGUCUAAAUACUUUUUUCCCCCACUGUAUGUAUGCAUGUAUGUGUAUAUGAGAAGACCGUGUUGGACUCUGUUACCUCACCUGGCUGUUACCUCACCUGGCUGUUACUUCACCUGUCUGUUACUCACCUGUCUGUUAAUCCCCUGCUAUAUAGGAGACGGUAGCUCUGAGUAAGAAGGUUAUAGGCGUAGUGCUGGGUUAACCUGUUGUUAUCAUAAUAGUAGUACUACCCUAUUCUGUGUCUGGUACUGUGUAGGAAGAGACUGUAGCUCUGAGGAAGGAGGGUAUUGGCGUGGUCUUGGACUCCAAACUACCUCACCUAAUCGGCAUCAAUGAGGAUCUUCUCAGCACUGGCAUCAUUCUCUAUCAUUUAAAAGUGAGUAAGACACACAUGUAUAUACACUGACUGUACAAAACAUUAGGAUCCCCUUUUGCCCUCAGAACAGCCUCAAUUCGUCAGGGCAUGGACUCUACAAGGUGUCGAAAGCGUUCCACAUGGAUGCUGGCCCAUGUUGACGCCAAUUCUUCCCACAGUUGUCAUUGGCUGGAUGUGCUUUGGGUGGUGGUCCAUUCUUGAAACACAUGGGAAACUGUUGAGUGUGAAAAACCCAGCAGCGUUGACACAAACCGGUGCGCCUGGUAUCUACUACCAUACCCUGUUCAAAGGCACUUCAAUCUUUUGUCUUGCCCAUUCACCCUCUGAAUGGCACACAUACACAAUCCAUGUCUCAAGGCUUAAAAAUCCUUUAACCUGUCUCCCCCCAUUCAUCUACACUGAUUUGAAGAGGACUUAACAAGUGACAUCAAUAAGGGAUCAUGGCAUUCACCUGGUCAGUCUGUCAUGGAAAGAGCAGGUGUUCCUAAUGUUUUGUAUACUCGGUGUACGUUCUCAAUGGGUCUGUGGUACUAGCCAAUAAUGUAGCUUGUUUUAAAACUACUGCUAAAUGUGGGAAAUCCAUAUGAGUUUAUCCACUACUGGUCUCUUAGUCUACAUCCCAAAUGUCACCUUAUUCCCUUUAUAGUGUACUACUUUUGACCAGGGCCCAUAGUAGUGCACUAUAUAGGGAAUAGGGUGCCAUUUGGGAUGCAGCCUUAGAUUGGAUUCUCCCAUGAGGAAAUCAGCUUACGAUCAGGCAGACCUAAUGACAUUGGCCUUGUGAUCUGAUUGCAGGAGGGCAGGACGCUGGUGGGUCGAGACAAGGCGUCAUUCAAUCAGGAUAUUGGUGAGUCAGUAGGAAGACAGUGUAUAUAUAUGCAGUGGGCUGUUGCUUGGGGUUCAUGUGAGUUUAGUGUUAUUCCAGAGUAUUAGGCACUCAUUUCCCUGUGUUUUAGACUGCUCAUUAUAUGAUCAAGAUAAGUGAUUCUGCGCCUCACCUCAACUGACCCCCUUAAACUCACGCUUUCCCUCCCUUUCUUCCCUGCAGUGCUCCAUGGUGCUGGUCUGCAGGAGGAACACUGUUUUUGAAUUCUGACCUCUAACCCUAACCCUGUCUCCCACCAUGCAGUGCUCCAUGGUGCUGGUCUGCUGGAGGAACACUGUGUGUUUGAGAACUGUGACGGAGUUGUUACUCUGAUCCCCCAGAUGGGGGCGCUGUGCUCUGUCAACAGACUGGAGAUGACCAAGCCUUGUCAGCUGACACAGGGUAAUGAUCCAUGUGUGUCAUCUCACAUCUCCCGGUCGUGUGUGUGUGUGUGUGUGUGGAAACUGCAGGAUAAUGAGUGUACGAAACCCUCUCUCAAACCCUUUCUCUGACACUGGGAGUUGGAGACUGGUAAUUUACGUCCUCUAACCGGGGCGCAGGGACAGUUGUACCUAUAAUCUAAACCGGCACCUCUUUUUCAAUGAGCCUGUGUGGACUUGGAAGACAUGCUAAACCUAUAGUGGCUGCUCCAACCUUGGAGACCUCAUCUUUCCCCUUUUUACUUUGGGACUAGACAACAUGACCUGUCUGACUCUUAACUUUCAGGCAACUUGACAAAUAAACUGGAAAAGUUUUACUCAUUUUGUCACUCCUUUGCUGCGGUAAAGUGAAUACAUUGCCUUGAAGUACACAAUCUCUCUGACAUGAUUGGCUUUUGUCAAGACCCUGGCUGGGUGAUUUACCAAAGGUAAUAGGCUAGAAAAACUCUGGGAUGUGUUGUAAAGCUAUGGAAUAGAGGCUGAUAUUGGGGCUGUUAUACUGAGCUCAGCACGAGCUCAGGCACUUAGACAGCGAGAAGGAGGGGAGCAGAGGAGAGGAGGAGAGAGGAGGAGCGAGAGGAGAGGGAGAGGGAGAGAGCGAGAGAGAGAGAGCUCAGAGAGAGAGAGAGAGAGAAGAGAGAGAGAGAGGAGAGAGAGGAGAGAGAGAGAGAGAGAGAGAGAGAGAGGAGAGAGAGCGAGAGAGAGAGAGAGAGAGAGAGAGAGAGAGAGAGAGAGAGAGAGAGAGAGAGAGAGAGAGAGAGAGAGGAGAGAGAGAGCGAGAAUCGCGCUAGAGAGAGCGAGAGAGCAGAGCUCGAGAGAUCUAGAUCUUGACCGCAUAACCCCGAUAUAUAAUAUAUAUCUAGAUCCCAUGCUCUUUCCCCACCCCCCCCCCCCCCCCCCUUCUUUCUGUGCAGAAAAUACUAAUCUUGCUUCGAUUAAUGGCUUCUGACGAGUGACAAUGCACCUGAGCUGCAACAUGAGCAGAAAUUACUAUCAUUUGUUGUGUAGAAAAUGGCCUAGAUGCAGUUGCUUCGGAGGGUCUAUUGGGUCAAUUGAAAUGGCUAUAAAGGAGUAGUGGCAGGGACCUUGUGGUGUGCUGGGACUCUCACUCUCUUUCUCCUCUAUAUCCUCUCUCACCUCCCCCUCUCUCUCUCUCUGCUGUUCUUUAUAUCUCUGAGCCAAGCCAGGGCGGGUUGGCGUAAGAAAGGCUAUAGUGGAAAAAAACUCCCAGACAGACAUGGCAGAGCUAACUGAAUAUUGGGUUUUUCUAUGGGGGCCAAAGUUAGCUCUUCAGCUCUCUGCCUGCCUGGCUGGCUCUAUUCCCACUUCUCUUUAAAGGUUGAUCCUGGUCUCCACUCCAGACCCCACUCUGCUAUCACCACCAUCUGCCAAUUAACCGGAGAGGCCUGGAGCUUUGUCCAGGGCUUUUUCCAGGGCCUCUCGCCUUCCGAAAUGUUUAGUAAGAGAAAUGUCAUCUGCCCUAUGGAGAGGGGAUGGGAGCGUGGUUCACAGCCACUCCUGACUGGUAACACUGAACGCUUCAGAGGGAGACAGAAUUCAGGAAUUUGAAGUGGAUGCCAUGAGAAGAGGUGAAGAGGCAGCACUUUAUUCCAAAUAACAUUUAGGAGAGAUGUGUUGUGUGCCUCUCACUAAAACUGAACAAACUUUAUCAACAACUAAUGCUUUUAAUACACUGGUCCAAUUACCAACCACCCACUGCCACAGCACUCAACUCUCAGGGCCGGUUUCCCAGACACCGAUCAAGCUUAGUCCUGGAAUAAAAAGCUAUUUCAAUAGAGAUUCUCUAUAGUCCAGGACUAGGUUUGAUCUGUGUUCAGGAAACCGACCCUCGAUGUAAAACAUUGUUCACGGCAUAACUUCUGUCCCAUUUACAUUGAGAACGUUUGUCUCUGUGUCUGGUUGGUUUCAGGUACAGUAAUCCAGCUAGGGAGAGGGACUAUAUUCCGUUUCAACCAUCCUAAAGAGGCUGCCCAGCUCAGAGAGCAACGCAAGGUGAGUCACACCACAACCACUCUUACUAACCCUAACCCCCAGACCACACCACAACCACUCUCACUAACCCUAACCCCCAGACCACACCACAACCACUCUUACUAACCCUAACCCCCAGACCACACCACAACCACUUACUAACCCUAACCCCCAGACCACACCACAACCACGCUUACUAACCCUAACCCCCAGACCACACCCACUCUUACUAACCCUAACCCCCAGACCACACCACAACCACUCUCACUAACCCUAACCCCCAGACCACACCACAACCACUCUCACUAACCCUAACCCUAACCCCCAGACCACACCACAACCACUCGCACUAACCCUAACCCCCAGACCACACCACAACCACUCUCACUAACCUUAACCCCCAGACCACUCCACAACCACUCUCACUAACCCUAACCCCCAGACCACACCACAACCACUCUCACUAACCCUAACCCCCAGACCACACCACAACCACUCUUACUAACCCUAACCCCCCAGACCACACCACAACCACUGUUACUCUCUUAGAGCCAGUUUCCCGGACACAGACUAAGCCUAGCCCUGGACUAAAAUACACUUUCAAUAGACAUUUUACAUUGAGCAUGCUCUUUAUUCCAGGAUCAGUUUUGUAUUAAUCUGUCUGGGAAACCAGCCCUUGCAACACGACCAACUCUUACUCCCAGAUCAGAGUAAACACCAGCCCAGAACAUAACCUUACAUUUCCCUAACUUUCCUGUUAUAGAUCAGUUAUCUUGUGAUUGCUGCUCACGUUUACUUUAUCUAAACCGGUACGUAAAGUCAUUUGCAAUGCUUCGUCUCUGAGUCAUAAUUAGUGCUGUGCCGUCGGAUGUAUAUAUAUUCGAACAAGGAAAAAAAAACAUCUUCAAAGAAAUGCAUCUUUCACUUUCUCCAAGCUAUCACUGUAAAUACUGUAUCUCCUCCUACUUUAGCAUGUCUGUACACACACACAGAGAUGUGAAGCACUUCUGGUAACACCUGCAGGCGUAAUACUUCAUAGCUCGUUAUCAACAAGUAUUUAUAAUGUAUUAUAAUAAGGCAUAUAAUAUGCUCUCAAAAUGGCUGGUAUUUAGUCAGGAUCAUGAGAUGAUUAUAAGACAUUAUAAUGGGGUCAUAUACUGUAUGCUUAUGACAAGUGUAGUCAAACUGAAUUAUAAUGCAUAAUAUACCUGCUGGUUUUAAGUACUGUAAAGUGUUACCGAGCUGCUUCUUUGGAUAAUGGGCUGUAACCGGCAGGUUCCUGGCUCAGUGAUCUUUAUAGUGCACUAGUUUUGACCAGGGUCCAUAGGGCACUAUGAAGGGAAUAGGGUGCCAUUUGGGACGCACUCAUACAUUUACUGAGGCAGGUUCAGCAGGUAAUGGUUGAGUUCUAGGCUGUUAAGUCCUUUAAUGUACAGUAUAUUUAAUGUAUACUGUAUGUGGGGUGCGUUCCAAAUGACGCCCUAUGGUCACUGGUCAAAAGUAGUGCACUAUAAGGGGAAUAGGGUGCCAUUUAGGACGAAAUGCUGAUGUUAACCAGAAAAGGUACCCAGCCUUUAAACAGUAAUGCUACUGCUUCUCAGCCUUGUCCAAUGAAAUCGCUUUAUUUGGCUGCCAAGGUGUUACAUGCAAGAGUUUCUAUACCAACAAUUAUAGCACUCACAUUUGUAAGUAUUCAUUUAUAUUGUGGACAUUGUUUUUUUUUCAUUAUAAUUUUAAAUUGGGUUUAAAAAAUGGAUCACAAAAAGACAUGGGUUAUGUGGGUCCUCCUUCCUGUACGCAUUUAUGUGGGGAUGAAAUUAAGAUAAAUUGUUUCGAUAUGUUCAAUCAGAGUGCUGCCUAUAAAAUUACAUUUUACAUUGGAUUGUUUUCUCCUACUGAUCUACACAACCUACUCCACAUUUUCAAAGCCAAAUAAAGAUUAUAGAACAUUUUCCAAAUUAAUAAAAAACAAGAGUUAAGGGUUAAUAAUUGGUGUAAGCACCUUUAGCAGCCAUUACAGAAUGAAUCAUAUUGAAUAAGAUUGUACCAACUUUGCACAACUCUUAGGUCAACAUAUAUACAAAAAAAACACAUUCAAAUUGCUCAAGCUCAGUAAAUUUGCUUGGGAAUCAUUGAUGGACAGCAAUAUUCUAAAAUUGUCUCAGCUUUUCAAGCAAAUUUAAUUCAGUACUGAGACUGGAACAAUCAACACCUAUUGGAAAGCCGUUCUGGUGUGUCUUUGGCAUUACAGUUUGAUUGUCCCGCUGAAAAAUAAAGACAUACACAAGCAAAACAUCUUUGUUUUUUAUUAAAACAUUAAUUUGAAAGAAUUUCAAUACAUUUCCUUUCACUUAGAAAAUGUGGAGUAGAUUGGUAGGAAAACAUCAAAUGUAAUCUGUUUUUUUAUUACAUUUUAAGGCAGUAAAAUAUGGGGGUGUGUAGACUUUUCACUAAGCACUAUAAUUGCCCAGUCUUUGGAAGGACGACAAGUGUAUAGAUCAGGAAAAGCAUGUUCAAUGUCUCCAUGUUUUCAAAACCAUUUGGAGUUCAGUUUUCAAUAUGUCCAUAAAGACCUUUGGUGGGACCUCUUACGUUUGCAACAUCGUUGUUUUUAUUAGUGAAAGUGUGUGUGUGUGUGUGUGUGUGUGUGUGUGUGUGUGUGUGUGUGUGUGUGUAAUACUGUGUCUUAUGUUUUCUCCCAGAGUGGCCUUCUCUCCAGCUUUUCCUUGACCGACCUCUCCAGGCUUUUCCAUCCCGGGUGAGUUAACACGCGUGCACACACACACACACACACCUGAACCCUCUCUCCACUCCCACUACAUUGCAACUACACAAACAUGGCAUUGGAUGGGAAUUGUAAUUUCUGGGUAACAAUUGGAUACCUUACUGUAACAGUUUUCCAUUUAAAAUGGUAAAAAAUAAACAAAUAGCUUUUUAGCAAGAAACUAUUUCUCAAGCAAGAAUUUAGUUGAGACUGUCUGGGGGGGGGGGGGAGAGAUCACAGUAGGCCUGUGUUCUUUGGCUCCUAGGCCUGGUUGUGUGAUCUGAUAUCCUGGUGUUACAGCUACUACUCAUGUCUGACUUGCAAUUUCCUCCGCAAGACAACGUCCCCUAACAGCUGCACAGCACAGCACUUUCUCCUGCAGGCUUUAGACAGAAGUUAUGAUUUGGAGAGGAGAUGGAGUGGGAGGGAGGGAGAGACAGAGGGGAUGGAAGAAGAUGGAAUGGGAGGGAGAGAUGGACAGAGGGGAUGGAGGGAGAUGGAGUGGGAGGGAGAGACAGAGAGGGGAUGGAGUGGGAGGGAGAAACUGAGGGGAUGGAGAGAAUGAGAGGGGAUGGAUGAAGUGGAAGAGAGAGUUGGAGUGGGAGUGCGAUGAGAAAAUAUGGGAGAGAAAGAGACAAAGAUAGAGGACAGGAGAUGGAUGAGCUAGUCGGAUGAGAUGGAUGUCCCCUGGUGAUAUUGAGAAAGUUAUCUUGGAGAAGUUCAGACGGAUAACAACAUGCACUGCUCCAAAAAAUAAAGGGAACACUAAAAUAACACAUCCUAGAUCUGAAUGAAUUAAAUAAUCGUAUUAAAUACUUUUUUCUUUACAUAGUUGAAUGUGCUGACAACAAAACCACACAAAAAUGAUCAAUGGAAAUCAAAUUUAUCAACCCAUGGAGGUCUGGAUUUGGAGUCACCCUCAAAAUUAAAGUGGAAAACCACACUACAGGCUGAUCCAACUUUGAUGUAAUGUCCUUAAAACAAGUCAAAAUGAGGCUCAGUAGUGUGUGUGGCCUCCACGUGCCUGUAUGACCUCCCUACAACGCCUGGGCAUGCUCCUGAUGAGGUGGCGGAUGGUCUCCUGAGGGAUCUCCUCCCAGACCUGGACUAAAGCAUCCGCCAACUCCUGGACAGUCUGUGGUGCGAGAUAUGAUGUCCCAGAUGUGCUCAAUUGGAUUCAGGUCUGGGGAACGGGCGGGCCAGUCCAUAGCAUCAAUGCCUUCCUCUUGCAGGAACUGCUGACACACUCCAGCCACAUGAGGUCUAGCAUUGUCUUGCAUUAGGAGGAACCCAGGGCCAACCGCACCAGCAUAUGGUUUCACAAGGGGUCUGAGGAUCUCAUCUCGGUACCUAAUGGCAGUCAGGCAACCUCUGGUGAGCACAUGGAGGGCUGUGCGGCCCCCCAAAGAAAUGCCACCCCACACCAUCACUGACCCACCGCCAAACCGGUCAUGCUGGAGGAUGUUGCAGGCAGCAGAACGUUCUCCACGGCGUCUCCAUACUCUGUCACGUGCUCAGUGUGAACCUGCUUUCAUCUGUGAAGAGCACAGGGCGCCAGUGGCGAAUUUGUGUUCUCUGGCAAAUGCCAAACGUCCUGCACGGUGUUGGGCUGUAAGCACAACCCCCGCCUGUGGACGUCGGGCCCUCAUACCACCCUCAUGGAGUCUGUUUCUGACCGUUUGAGCAGACACAUGCACAUUUGUGGCCUGCUGGAGGUCAUUUUGCAGGGCUCUGGCAGUGCUCCUCCUGCUCCUCCUUGCACAAAGGCGGAGGUAGUGGUCCUGCUGCUGGGUUGUUGCCCUCCUACGGCCUCCUCCACGUCUCCUGAUGUACUGGCCUGUCUCCUGGUAGCGCCUCCAUGCUCUGGAAACUACGCUGACAGACACAGCAAACCUUCUUGCCACAGCUCGCAUUGAUGUGCCAUCCUGGAUGAGCUGCACUACCUGAGCCACUUGUGUGGGUUGUAGACUCCGUCUCAUGCUACCACUAGAGUGAAAGCACCGCCAGCAUUCAAAAGUGACCAAAACAUCAGCCAGGAAGCAUAGGAACUGAGAAGUGGUCUGUGGUCACAUCCUGCAGAACCAGUCCUUUAUUGGGGGUGUCUUGCUAAUUGCCUAUAAUUUCCACCUGUUGUCUAUUCCAUUUGCACAACAGCAUGUGAAAUGUAUUGUCAAUCAGUGUUGCUUCCUAAGUGGACAGUUUGAUUUCACAGAAGUGUGAUUGACUUGGAGUUACAUUCUGUUGUUUAAGUGUUCCCUUUAUUUUUUUGAGCAGUGUACAACACAUCUCUAAAAUGUAAAGAUGGCAGACAGACAACACACAGCUAAAACACCGAUACAAUAACAUGCAGCCACUACAGUUACCACACACACUAACGCCGGGUGGACACUACACGACUUUUAGAAUUCCAACAUCGCUGAGCCUCACAUUAAAGGACCAGCUUUCCUGUAGUUUUUUGUCUUGUCAACGUAGUGGUGUGCACACUAAAUGAUGUGGCACAGACAGGGGUCACACACUACAAGAUUCUUGACUUGGUCGUGAGGAUUCUCGAUACCACGCUGUUUUGCGAAAACAAUGUGAUUAUAUUUAACGUAGCUACAACGAGCUAUGGCUCAAAGCAGCCUCAUAAACGUUCAGUCAGACAUUCAUGCUUGCCACACAGAUUUGAAAUAUCUAGCCAACAUUUUGAAUUGAAUAACAUUGCUUGUGAACUUCAGAGCCCUCAGAUUGCGUCUUUGACCUGCUCAAAUUAAACGAGUGUCGGUGACGGCCGGGGAUUUUGUCUCCGAUCUCAAAAACUUGUCUGGGACAGCUAAAUCGUGGGCAAAAUCGUGUAGUGUACACCCGGCUUAACAGAUAAUGGACUCCGAGGCCACUGGGAUCGUUUUGGCUGCUCUAAAAUGAGGUGUGUACGUGUACAGUAUGUCGAGACACACACACAACUGUCUUGCUGUACUUGUGAGGACUUUUUGGGGACCAACAAUCUGUUUCAAUUCAAAAUCCUAUUUUCCCUAACCCUAAACUUAACCCCUAACCUUAAACUUAACCUCUAAGCCUAAAAUAGCCUUUUUAACCAGCAAAAUGUCCUCACUUAGAUUAUUUUGUUGGUUUACGAUUCUUGUGAGGACUUCUGGUACUCACAAGUAUAGUAAAACGUGUCUCGCACACACACACACACACACACACACACACUAUUAGAUUUGAAUAGCAAACAGCCCCAAUGUCUGGAUAAGGAUUAUGAGACACUCAACUAGCUGUGAAAUGAAGCAGAAUGACUGUGUGCAUGUAGAUUGGAGGAUUAACGUACAGUACAAUACUGGGGCUGUGUCCCAAAUGGCACCCUAUUCCCUAUGGGCCCUGGUCAAAAGUAGUGCAGUAUACAGGAACUAGGGUGCCAUUUGCAUCGCAAAUGGAGGGGGAGGGGGGGGGGGGGGGGGGGGAGAACACAGAGAGAAACCAAAUAUACAGCUCAAGAAGAUAUCUGACAGCAAAUGACAGAUUUAGGGAGGGCUAAAUGUAUUACUGUAUUAGUGUGUGUCUGUCUGCACAUGUGCAUGCGUUAAUAAAUGGUUUUGCAGUCUUGUCUUUUACAAACACUUUUGAAGUAUCUUGUGUCACAGCAAGGAAAAUAAUUAAAAUAGCUUUUGAAAACAAAGUCGCUGGCAGCCGGAUAAACCCAAUUGAUCUGAGCCUCCUCUCCUCUCCUCUCCUCUCCUCUCCUCUCCUCUCUCUCCUCUCCUCUCCUCAUCCUCCCUCUCUCCUCUCCUCUCCUCUCCUCUCCUCUCCUCUCCUUCCUUCCCCUCCUCUCCUCUUCCUCUCCUCUCCUCUCCUCUCCUCUCCUCUCCUCUCCUCUCCUCUCCUCUCCUCUCGGCUUAUCGAGAUCCUAUUAAAAUACUUUACCAAGAUGGAUGAUUUCUAGUGUUCUAAUUCCUAAUUCUAUGGCUGCCUCCUCCUCCACCAACAGGAUGGAUGUUUUUGCUGUAGCAGGAGAGAAUGGAGAAUCUAGACAACAGAGGAGCUCUGUGCUUUCUCCUCGACUACGGACCUGUACGGUUAUGGUACGUACACACACAGCGACAUAUAUGUGUAUGUACACUCAUAGAUGGAAACUGUGCUAGUGGAUGGGUAAACCUUUUACUAACUAACAACGGGGCAAAUUUGCACCAAAUGUUUCUAACAAAAAGGUAAAAUACAGAUUAAAGGAUUAAGAUAGACAAAAUGUAAAGUGGGUUUAACUGUCAGCGUGUUGCUGUAUGAGACUAUUGUGUAGGCUACGUUCCUAUAUCCACAGCAUACCAAUUAGAAUGCAUUCCCAAUACAUUGCUUUAUUCUGUGUUUGUGUGACUGUCAGUGCACUUCUGUUACUCUGGGCUCUGAACAUCACCAUCUCAGUUCUAGUCAGGUCGGGUUUCACUGCUUCUUCUUUGCAAAUUGUUAGAUAAGAAUAUAAUGGCUACUCCUCUCCCCUGCCUCGGCCUAAUGCAUUCACGCACACAGCCUAAUACAGACUUUUAUGGAGCAUGAAAUGCCUGUUCCCUUGGCUUGUUUUCUUUGUUUAAUAUGCACAUAUUUCAAACCCAUUACCUUCCUGCAGGGUUUUCAGAGCCCACCUCAGAGAGAACGACUAGCGUUUUGUGAAAGCACAUUGUACACAAAGCAAGACGUUAGUGUGUGUACAUCUCUCUCUCUCUCUCUCUCUCUCUGAUCCUCACGCCAUUGGCUUGUUAAUGCUUUGAUGAAUGUUUUUUUCUACAGAAGAAAACAAAAUACUUGAAACAUUGUUUUUUUUAAAUUAGCAAUGUGGGUUAACUGUGGCUUUUUUCAGUUAAAAACAAUAGACAGGCUACCUGGUUAUAUGAGGAAUUACUUGUUUCAAAAAGUUGAAACGAAGGAGAAGUGAUUUAUCAUGUUUUUCUCUCUCACCCAGACAGAGGCCACGUCUAUGGAGGCCCCUGACUCUCGUCAUCCUUCAGCGUGUUAUGCUGCCGGAGCCCCUCAGCAUCUGCAGGCCAGGCUAAACAGGUGGAGCUUCGGUGAGGCUGAGGGCCGUCAGGGGCCCAGCAGUACUGCUGAUAGAGAGAGCCAGAGCAGGCUGCAGGAGAAGAGGGCCUCCCCAGUCCACCGGACAGGGACUCCUACUAACGCUCCCACUCUCACUUCCGACCCCACUCUCACUCCCACAGCCUUGGAACGGGACAGCCUGCAGCAGGGAUCGGAAGGAGAGGUGGAGGAGGUUGAAGAGUGGGACUCGUGUCAUCAAUUAGGGUCUGGGGUGGGGGUGUCUGAUAGGCAGAUGGAGGGAGCGCUACCUCUGCGUAGAGCGAGGGAAGAGGGAGGACUCUAUUGGGGUGAGGAGGCCUGGUCUGGGCCUUGGGACCGAGACGAGGAAAGGAACUGGGCCCUCCAGCAGACACCUGUCCUCCUGGUCCAGCAGGCUGAUGUAUGUACUGUUGGGCCAGAGGGUCUACCGGAGCCUGCUAACAAGAGCCCAGGUGUCCUGUCAGGCCUACCUGAUGGCUGCAGGGGCCUGGGAGGGGACCUGUCCAGGGCCGGAGCCCGCUACGGUGGCCCUGCAGGGACCUCAUUAGGCACUGCUGUAUCCUACCUGCAUAGAGGAGACGGAGGAGGAAUAGACGGAGGGACGGAGGAACGAACGCACCAUGCCCACCUCCCACAGGCCAGCAGCAGCUCAACAUACACACAGACCUCUCCCUCUCAGUUUGACACACACACUGCCUCUCUGUCUCAGAUUGACACACACACUGACAGCCAGGCAACACACACUGCCUCUCGGCAGGACAGACACAGACGUAGCCAGGCGGUACGCGGCCUACCGCUAGAGGCUUUGGAGGGUCAGUUCAGUCGUGUCAUGAUGGAUCGAUCCAGGACGACAGUGCAGGGCCACUGGGAGAAUGACAAGGAGGAUGAGGCUGGGGCUAGGAGGGAAGGGGAGGCUGGGGCUGGGAGGGAGGGGGAGGCUGGGGCUGGGAGGGAGGGGGAGGCUGGGGCUGGGGGGGAGGAGGUGGAGCAGGCCUUCAGGCUGGGCUCUCUGGUUAGCAGGGUGUUUAGGGAGGAGGAGGUGGAGCAAGAGGGGGAGCAGCAGUUCUCUGUCUCUGGGCUAGGCGCUCUGGUUAGAAGGGUAUGCCAGAUCUCUGGGCUUGGAAGGGAGCAGGACCUAGACUCUCUGGGGGAAGAGGUCUCUGGGAUGGGUUCUCUGGUCAGCAGGGGGGUCUCCUGGAUGUUUCCGGACGCGGGGCGUCUCCUUCGCAGCUCCACCCCCAGGGUCCUGCAGCAGGUCUGGGACGGUACAGGAGUUCUGCAGCCCACAGCUGGGGAAGGGGCUGGGAGUCUGCAGCCUGGAGCCGGGGGAGGAGCCAGCUCCAACUGGUCCAGUCAGGUUGUCUCCAUUGUGAGGGAGAGUCAGGUGCUGUCGGUGGUCAAAGACAGCCAGGUCUUCUCAUUGGUCAGAGAGAGUCAUGUGUACUCCCUGGUCCGAGACAGUCAGGUGUUCUCUAUGGUCAGUGAGCUGCCAUUGGUGCAUCACAUCAGCACAGCGCUAACUCAAGACUUCGGGAGCAUUCACAAUGAGCUCACUCAGGAUCGUCAGCCAGUGGAGUCAACUGGACUCCAGCAGAGAGCUAUUGACCUCAACACAACACCAGAAAUAAACCUGCCCCUAGUCCACAACACUGUUCUCAGCACAGCACCGAUCCUGUACCCAGCCCACAACACCAUCGAGUUUGCACAUAAACGGAACACAGGUAAAGAAGUGGAUUGGAGAACAAAGGAACAGAGUCCCAUCAGAGAACUGGUGUGUACAUCGGAGCAGGAGGGCAGGGAGGAAGCUCUAGCUAAGUCAGAGGAACAGAGUCCCAUCAGAGAACUGGUGUGUACAUCGGAGCAGAAGGGCAGAGAGGAAGCUCUAGCUAAGUCAGAGGAACAGAGUCCCAUCAGAGAACUAGAGUGUACAUCGGAGCAGGAGGGAAGAGAGGAAGCUCUAGCUAAGUCAGAGGAACAGAGUUCCAUCAGAGAACUGGAGUGUACAUCGGAGCAGGAGGGCAGAGAGGAAGCUCUAGCUAAGUCAGAGGAACAGAGUUCCAUCAGAGAACUGGAGUGUACAUCGGAGCAGGAGGGCAGAGAGGAAGCUCUAGCUAAGUUGGAGGAACAGAGUCCCAUCAGAGAACUGGUGUGUACAUCUGAGCAGGAGGGCAGAGAGGAAGCUCUAGCUAAGUCAGAGGAACAGAGUCCCAUCAGAGAACUGGUGUGUACAUCGGAGCAGGAGGGCAGAGAGGAAGCUCUAGCUAAGUCAGAGGAACAGAGUCCCAUCAGAGAACUAGAGUGUACAUCAGAGCAGGAGGGCAGAGAGGAAGCUCUAGCUAAGUCAGAGGAACAGAGUCCCAUCAGAGAACUGGUGUGUACAUCGGAGCAGGAGGGCAGAGAGGAAGCUCUAGCUAAGUCAGAGGAACAGAGUCCCAUCAGAGAACUGGUGUGUACAUCGGAGCAGGAGGGCAGAGAGGAAGCUCUAGCUAAGUCAGAGGAACAGAGUCCCAUCAGAGAACUGGUGUGUACAUCGGAGCAGGAGGGCAGAGAGGAAGCUCUAGCUAAGUCAGAGGAACAGAGUCCCAUCAGAGAACUGGUGUGUACAUCGGAGCAGGAGGGCAGAGAGGAAGUUCUAGCUAAGUCAGAGGAACAGAGUUCCAUCAGAGAACUGGAGUGUACAUCGGAGCAGGAGGGCAGAGGGGAAGCUCUAGCUAAGUUGGAGGAACAGAGUCCCAUCAGAGAACUGGUGUGUACAUCUGAGCAGGAGGGCAGAGAGGAAGCUCUAGCUAAGUCAGAGGAACAGAGUCCCAUCAGAGAACUGGUGUGUACAUCUGAGCAGGAGGGCAGAGAGGAAGCUCUAGCUAAGUCAGAGGAACAGAGUCCCAUCAGAGAACUGGUGUGUACAUCGGAGCAGGAGGGCAGAGAGGAAGCUCUAGCUAAGUCAGAGGAACAGAGUCCCAUCAGAGAACUUGUGUGUACAUCAGAGCAGGAGGGCAGAGAGGAAGCUCUAGCUAAGUCAGAGGAACAGAGUCCCAUCAGAGAACUGGUGUGUACAUCUGAGCAGGAGGGCAGAGAGGAAGCUCUAGCUAAGUCAGAGGAACAGAGUCCCAUCAGAGAACUGGUGUGUACAUCUGAGCAGGAGGGCAGAGAGGAAGCUCUAGCUAAGUCAGAGGAACAGAGUCCCAUCAGAGAACUUGUGUGUACAUCAGAGCAGGAGGGCAGAGAGGAAGCUCUAGCUAAGUCAGAGGAACAGAGUCCCAUCAGAGAACUGGUGUGUACAUCGGAGCAGGAGGGCAGAGAGGAAGCUCUAGCUAAGUCAGAGGAACAGAGUCCCAUCAGAGAACUGGUGUGUACAUCGGAGCAGGAGGGCAGAGAGGAAGUUCUAGCUAAGUCAGAGGAACAGAGUUCCAUCAGAGAACUGGAGUGUACAUCGGAGCAGGAGGGCAGAGGGGAAGCUCUAGCUAAGUUGGAGGAACAGAGUCCCAUCAGAGAACUGGUGUGUACAUCUGAGCAGGAGGGCAGAGAGGAAGCUCUAGCUAAGUCAGAGGAACAGAGUCCCAUCAGAGAACUGGUGUGUACAUCGGAGCAGGAGGGCAGAGAGGAAGCUCUAGCUAAGUCAGAGGAACAGAGUCCCAUCAGAGAACUUGUGUGUACAUCAGAGCAGGAGGGCAGAGAGGAAGCUCUAGCUAAGUCAGAGGAACAGAGUCCCAUCAGAGAACUGGUGUGUACAUCGGAGCAGGAGGGCAGAGAGGAAGCUCUAGCUAAGUCAGAGGAACAGAGUCCCAUCAGAGAACUGGUGUGUACAUCGGAGCAGGAGGGCAGAGAGGAAGUUCUAGCUAAGUCAGAGGAACAGAGUUCCAUCAGAGAACUGGAGUGUACAUCGGAGCAGGAGGGCAGAGGGGAAGCUCUAGCUAAGUUGGAGGAACAGAGUCCCAUCAGAGAACUGGUGUGUACAUCUGAGCAGGAGGGCAGAGAGGAAGCUAAGUCAGAGGAACAGAGUCCCAUCAGAGAACUGGUGUGUACAUCUGAGCAGGAGGGCAGAGAGGAAGCUCUAGCUAAGUCAGAGGAACAGAGUCCCAUCAGAGAACUGGUGUGUACAUCUGAGCAGGAGGGCAGAGAGGAAGCUCUAGCUAAGUCAGAGGAACAGAGUUCCAUCAGAGAACUGGAGUGUACAUCGGAGCAGGAGGGCAGAGGGGAAGCUCUAGCUAAGUUGGAGGAACAGAGUCCCAUCAGAGAACUGGUGUGUACAUCUGAGCAGGAGGGCAGAGAGGAAGCUAAGUCAGAGGAACAGAGUCCCAUCAGAGAACUGGUGUGUACAUCUGAGCAGGAGGGCAGAGAGGAAGCUCUAGCUAAGUCAGAGGAACAGAGUCCCAUCAGAGAACUGGUGUGUACAUCGGAGCAGGAGGGCAGAGAGGAAGUUCUAGCUAAGUCAGAGGAACAGAGUUCCAUCAGAGAACUGGAGUGUACAUCGGAGCAGGAGGGCAGAGGGGAAGCUCUAGCUAAGUUGGAGGAACAGAGUCCCAUCAGAGAACUGGUGUGUACAUCUGAGCAGGAGGGCAGAGAGGAAGCUAAGUCAGAGGAACAGAGUCCCAUCAGAGAACUGGUGUGUACAUCUGAGCAGGAGGGCAGAGAGGAAGCUCUAGCUAAGUCAGAGGAACAGAGUCCCAUCAGAGAACUGGUGUGUACAUCUGAGCAGGAGGGCAGAGAGGAAGCUCUAGCUAAGUCAGAGGAACAGAGUUCCAUCAGAGAACUGGUGUGUACAUCGGAGCAGGAGGGCAGGGAGGAAGCUCUAGCUAAGUCGGAGGCACAGAGUAUAACCAAGGAGGAACUGUGGCCAUCAAAGGACCAGAUCAAGAUCGCGGAGGACCCACGGUGUGUCACUUGUGGAGCCAAGAGCACCAAGUCACAGCCCCCUCCAGAGCAGGGGGACAACACCAGGUCCACAGGCCCAGAGAAGAGCUCUAUUCCUGUGCAGGGGAAUCGGAGGACUGAUGGUGUUCAGGUGUAUUAUGGGGUAUGUUUUUUGGGGGGGGGUUAAAAAAAUAUAAUAAUUGUAAAUUGUGUUAAAUAAUUCAGCCUUCGCUGCUAUUGAUACCAUGGGUGCGUUCACUAUGAGAAAAUGGUUUCCAACGUUUAAUUCAAUUGAGACGGCACUGUAUUUAACGAUCAGAACGGUGUGAUUAUAGUGGCCCAGAGGGAGAUUGUAUAUGGUGUUUGUUGCACAAGUUUUGCGAUUUCAAAUGGUCACAACCAUAUUGAUCUGGCCACACUGCAAAGGCUGUUGAAGAACGGUGUGCACCGUUUUGUGCAAACGUGUCGUUUAGUAGAAACUGUCACGCGACGUAACAAACGUUGAAUUGAACUGAAAGCACAUAUGUAACGUUGCUUUAAUAAAAUAAACCAUUCUCUCUUUCUCUCAGAGCCUGGUGGAGUUCCCAGGGGCUCUGGUUAAACUCCAGUCCCUUCACGUAUCCACCCUUCUGGGCUGUCUCCAGUCCGUCCUCCCCUCAGUCUUCACAUCUCGGAGACUACUGGCUCUGUACUGGCUGGGCGUGGCUAACUGCAGCCAGCCCCGCCCACACAUCGCCCUCGUUCUCCUAUUGGAGUCCUGCCUCUACGCCCUGACCUUUGACCCUGACACGCCCGAUCAGACCACAUCUCUGACAGUGUUCCACCACCUCAUCCUGCUACAAGUUAAGGAGAUCCGGGUAGGCUGUUUUAGAGUUGAAAAAAUGAAUAUAAUAUCUAUUUUAUUGUUCUACCAAUUAAAUCAUUUUCCUAUUUCUUAUUUGCCUAUUUAAUUAGAUUUAUUCAUAACAUUUUAUCGUUAUCUUUAUCAUCAUAUACACUACCAGUCAAAAGGUUGGACACACCUACUCAUUCAAGGUUUUUUCUUUAUUUUUACUAUUUUCUAUAUUGUAGAAUAAUAGUGAAGACAUCAAAACUAUAAAAUAACACAUAUGGAAUCAUGUAGUAACCAACAUUUUUUUCAACAAAUCAAAAUAUAUUUGAAAUUCUUCAAAUAGCCACCCUUUUCCUUGAUGACAGCUUUACACACUCUAGGCAUUCUCUCAACCAGCUUCAUGAGGAAUGCUUUUACAACAGUCUUGAAGGAGUUCCCAUACAGUUGAAGUCGGAAGUUUACAUACACCUUAGCCAAAUAAAUUUAAACUCAGUUUUUCACAAUUCCUGACAUUUAAUACUAGUAAAAAUGUCCUGUCAGUUAGGAUCACCACUUUAUUUUAAGAAUGUGAAAUGUCAGAAUAAUAGUAGUGAUUUAUUUCAGCUUUUAUUUCUUUCAUCACAUUCCCAGUGGGUCAGAAGUUUACAUACACUCAAUUAGUAUUUGGUAUCAUUGCCUUUAAAUUGUUUAACUUGGGUCAAACAUGUAGCCUUCCACAAGCUUCCCACAAUAAGUUGGGUGAAUUUUGGCCCAUUCCUCCUGACAGAGCUGGUGUAACGGAGUCAGGUUUGUAGGCCUCCUUGCUCGCACACACUUUUUCAGUUCUGCCCACACAUUUUCUAUAGGAUUGAGGUCAGGGCUUUGUGAUGGCCACUCCAAUACCUUGACUUUAUUGUCCUUAAGCCAUUUUGCCAUAACUUUGGAAGUAUGCUUGGGGUCAUUGUCCAUUUGGAAGACCCAUUUGCGACCAAGCUUUAACUUCCUGACUGAUGUCUUGAGAUGUUGCUUCAAUAUAUCCACAUACUUUUCCUUCCUCAUGAUGCCAUCUAUUUUGUGAAGUGCACCAGUCCCUCCUGCAGCAAAGUACCCCCACAGCAUGAUGCUGCCACCCCCGUGCUUCACAGUUGGGAUGGUGUUCUUUGGCUUAUAAGCAACCCCCUUUUUCCUCCAAACAUAACGAUGGUCAUUAUGGCCAAACAGUUCUAUUUUUGUUUCAUCAGACCAGAGGACAUUUCUCCAAAAAGUACGAUCUUUGACCCCAUGUGCAGUUGCAAACCGUAGUCUGUCUUUUUUAUGGCAGUUUUGGAGCAGUGGCUUCUUCCUUGCUGAGCGGCCUUUCAGGUUAUGUCGAUAUAGGACUCGUUUUACUGUGGAUAUAGAUAAUUUUGUAUCUGUUUCCUCCAGCAUCUUCACAAGGUCCUUUGCUGUUGUUCUGGGAUUGAUUUGCACUUUUCACACCAAAGUACGUUCAUCUCUAGGAGACAGAAUGCUUCUCCUUCCUGAGUGGUAUGAUGGCUGCGUGGUCCCAUGGUGUUUAUACUUGCGUACUAUUGUUUGUACAGAUGAACGUGGUACCUUCAGGCGUUUGGAAAUUGCUCCCAAGGAUGAACCAGACUUGUGGAGGUCUACAAUUUUUUCUCUGAGGUCUUGGCUGAUUUCUUUUGAUUUCCCCAUUAUGUCAAGCAAAGAGGCACUGGGUUUGAAGGUAGGCCUUGAAAUACAUCCACAGGUACACCUCCAAUUGACUCAAAUGAUGUCAAUUAGCCUAUCAGAAGCUUCUAAAGCCAUGACAUUUUCUGGAAUUUUCCAAGCUGUUUAAAGGCACGGUCAACUUAGUGUAUGUAAACUUCUGACCCACUGGAAUUGUGAUACAGUGAAUUAUAAGUGAAAUAAUCUGUAAACAAUUGUUGGAAAAAUUACUUGUGUCAUACACAAAGUAGAUGUCCUAACCGACUUGCCAAAACUACAGUUUGUUAACAAGAAAUUUGUGAAGUGGUUGAAAAACAAGUUUUUAAUGACUCCAACCUAAGUGUAUGUAAACUUCCGACUUCAACUGUGUACGUGUAUAAAUAUACAGUGGGGGAAAAAAGUAUUUAGUCAGCCACCAAUUGUGCAAGUUCUCCCACUUAAAAAGAUGAGAGGCCUGUAAUUUUCAUCAUAGGUACACGUCAACUAUGACAGACAAAUUGAGAAGAAAACAAUCCAGAAAAUCACAUUGUAGGAUUUUUUAUGAAUUUAUUUGCAAAUUAUGGUGGAAAAUAAGUAUUUGGUCACCUACAACCAAGCAAGAUUUCUGGCUCUCACAGACCUGUAACUUCUUCUUUAAGAGGCUCCUCUGUCCUCCACUCGUUACCUGUAUUAAUGGCACCUGUUUGAACUUGUUAUCAGUAUAAAAGACACCUGUCCACAACCUCAAACAGUCACACUCCAAACUCCACUAUGGCCAAGACCAAAGAGCUGUCAAAGGACACCAGAAACAAAAUUGUAGACCUGCACCAGGCUGGGAAGACUGAAUCUGCAAUAGGUAAGCAGCUUGGUUUGAAGAAAUCAACUGUGGGAGCAAUUAUUAGGAAAUGGAAGACAUACAAGACCACUGAUAAUCUCCCUCGACCUGGGGCUCCACGCAAGAUCUCACCCCGUGGGGUCAAAAUGAUCACAAGAACGGUGAGCAAAAAUCCCAGAACCACACGGGGGGACCUAGUGAAUGACCUGCAGAGAGCUGGGACCAAAGUAACAAAGCCUACCAUCAGUAACACACUACGCCGCCAGGGACUCAAAUCCUGCAGUGCCAGACGUGUCUCCCUGCUUAAGCCAGUACAUGUCCAGGCCCGUCUGAAGUUUGCUAGAGUGCAUUUGGAUGAUCCAGAAGAGGAUUGGGAGAAUGUCAUAUGGUCAGAUGAAACCAAAAUAGAACUUUUUGGUAAAAACUCAACUCGUAGUGUUUGGAGGACAUAGAAUGCUGAGUUUCAUCCAAAGAACACCAUACCUACUGUGAAGCAUGGGGGUGGAAACAUCAUGCUUUGGGGCUGUUUUUCUGCAAAGGGACUAGGACGACUGAUCCGUGUAAAGGAAAGAAUGAAUGGGGCCAUGUAUCGUGAGAUUUUGAGUGAAAACCUCCUUCCAUCAGCAAGGGCAUUGAAGAUGAAACGUGGCUGGGUCUUUCAGCAUGACAAUGAUCCCAAACACACCGCCCGGGCAACGAAGGAGUGGCUUCGUAAGAAGCAUUUCAAGGUCCUGGAGUGGCCUAGCCAGUCUCCAGAUCUCAACCCCAUAGAAAAUCUUUGGAGGGAGUUGAAAGUCCGUGUUGCCCAGCGACAGCCCCAAAACAUCACUGCUCUAGAGGAGAUCUGCAUGGAGGAAUGGGCCAAACUACCAGCAACAGUGUGUGAAAACCUUGUGAAGACUUACAGAAAACGUUUGACCUGUGUCAUUGCCAACAAAGGGUAUAUAACAAAGUAUUGAGAAACUUUUGUUAUUGACCAAAUACUUAUUUUCCACCAUAAUUUGCAAAUAAAUUCAUUAAAAAUCCUACAAUGUGAUUUUCUGGAAAAAAAAAUCUCAUUUUGUCUGUCAUAGUUGACGUGUACCUAUGAUGAAAAUUACAGGCCUCUCAUCUUUUUAAGUGGGAGAACUUGCACAAUUGGUGGCUGACUAAAUACUUUUUUUUCCCCACUGUAUGUAUGUAUAUAAUACACACACACACACAAGUAUGUGGACACACCUUCAAAUUAGUGGAUUUGGCUAUUUCAGCCACACCCGUUGCUGACCGGUGUAUAAAAUCAAGCACGCAGCCCUUGAUUUUGGAGAUGUUCGACAAGCAGGUGUCCACAUACUUAUGUAGUAUAUAACCAUCUAUUCAUUGAUCCAUCCAUCCAGGUGGGUUUCUGCGGUCAGAGCCUGCAUCUCAAGGCCUCCAGUGAGGAGAGCGUCCUCACCCUCUACACCCACAGGUAAAAGACAGAACCACGGUGCUUAACUCUUAUCCUCUAAACAAAUGAAAGGGUGCUUGGAGCCAACAGUGGAUCAAGAUCGAUCGCCAAUCAAACAAUCAAUUUUUUCCAGAUACGCCAGCACUUGAAUAUAAGUAGAUUGUAAAGUAGGUUAUGUCUUCGUGUGGUUUACUAAGACAUGUGUAUAUUUUAAACAAAGCUUCAGUUGCACCCUUUACCUCCAAACCCACAGCCAGACCCUCACCCAGGCCCUCACCCACACCUUGCUUGGUGUCCUCUGUCCCGGGGACCAGCGAGUGUCACAACACCCCCUCCUGGUGGAGGACCUGAUGGUUCUGUCUCUGGACUGGAAGGCCCAGGCACCUGACCUGCUGCUGAAUGCUGAACUCAGGCUGUCUGGCCAGUUCCACCAGACCCUAGCUGACCUGGUCUACCUCGUUCACGGCAACAUGAACAGGUAUAGUAGUCGUAUUAAUAUAGUAGUAUUAUUGUAGUAGUGGUGGUGGUCUCAGGCUGUCUGGCCAGUUACACAACACUAGCUGACCUGGUCUACCUCCUACACAGCAACAUGGACAGGUAGUAGUAUUUCUUGGUCUUGAAAGGAUAGCUCAAAUAUUAUAGCUCUAUAUUUAUUUUAUUCAGUGUCUGUAUUUCAGGGAAAGCAAGUCAGUGGGCAGAUAAGAGGUAAAGAGAUAUAAAAGGGAUUGUAUUAUCCAGUUUAGAAGAUAAAAUAAUGAGUAGAACAUAGGAUAAACUAAAAUGUUUUAGUCUUUUCAGAGAGAAGCCUCAUCUAGGAGAGGUCAGGCUGCUGCUUUACACCAGCGUUGGUGUGACAACGACCCCUGACCCCAGACCUGACCCCUCGGCCCAGCUCCUCCUCACUGACACACACCUGGGACUGGUGCAGGUACAUUAACUUUGUCAAAUACAUUUAUUAAUAAAUUAAUACAUUCAUUCAUUUAUGUAGGAUGAUGCCAUGCGCAAAGCACUCACUCACUCACUCAUGUAGGAGGAUGCAGUAUUCCACUCCGCCCCGCGCCACGUCCCCCUGCUUUCCCGCAAGGCCCAGUUCAAGGGGGUGACCCUCCGUUGCCGCUCUGACGUCCGCUGUGUGAUAGUCCGAGACGGGGUUGGGAGCUCGACCGGUGUGGGUGGAGAUGGACCCGGGGAUGAAGGUAUUUCAUUUGAUUUAUUUGACCAUUUUUAAAAACACAAUUCAACCACACAUAUGGAUACAGUUUAUUUAAAUUCAUCAACGAUAACACAGAAAAGUUUAAUAACUUAUUUAUGUUAUGGUCUUAGGUGGGGCAACCAGGCUGGACAUCAUCCUGUCUCAGGACUGGAGGACCAGGGGAGAGAGGGGGGACAAGCCUAGAGGUCACCCUGAAAGAGGUGCUGUUGCUGGAGCUGAUGGAAGUGAGGUAGGGGGGGUAGCUGGAGCUGGUGUCCCAUCUGCUGGCUCUAAUUCAUGUCCUCCUCCGCAGCAGGCUGAAGUAUGGAAAUUACAUUUCAGCUGCUCCUCCGAGGCCGCCUGUCUGAUUAAUCACUUGUCAAACGUCUGAAUGGUCACUGAUCAAGGACUAGAGGACUGGACAUUCUGUAAUGAACUAUAGCUUAGACAGGACCGGUCAGAACUGGUACCUAUCUCUCAUCGAGAGGAUGGCAAGGUGUGUUUGCUCACUGAGUGGCAGUCAAGGGUCCAGUGUAUCUCAAACAAACAAGAUGGAGAAUAUCGCUACCAUUAAACUAUUUAGGGCCAGUUUCCCGAACACAGACUAAGCCUAGUCAUGGACUUAAAAGCAGGCUCAAAAGACAAUCUCCUUAUACCUUCUAGUCCAUAGAGUAUAGUAAUAUAUUGAUGAUGUGUUUAAAGUUUUGGUGAAUGUUUCCAUGCACAUAUUUCUAUGCAAUUUCUAAAUCAAAUUUUCCACUUACUUUCACAUUCAUUUAAAGAGACUCAGCGACAUGACGUAGAUGCAGAAAGUAAACAGCAUAGUGGGUCAAUUUCCGCAACAACUAAGAGCGUUGAAGCGCGAGGCUCAACUUCUCCGCUGUCUUGGUGCCCUGGCUACCAGCAACCACAUGCGCAGAUACUGUGUGUGACAGAGAGGUCUUGCAUCAUUUCAAUAUCUGCGGGGCUGCUCGUGGACACAUUAUUUCGCUGAGUCUACCUUUAAGUCUUUCUGAAAUAUGCUAUAAUGUUUGUUUAUUUGUUUGUGUCUCAUCUUCCAUGCCACACUGUGUGUUAGUGUUAGUCUGUUAAUGCUGUUUUUGUUUACACUGUAGAGGGAACACAGGACACUUGAUUGCACAGAAUAUAGGCCAUUUUUAUGGAAAAAUGUGAAGGGCACAAAUAAUUGCAGGGUAAGCUUUUUAAGCAUAUUUGCACAUUUGACCACACAACAGACCAGUGUUAUACCUCAGAUAUUAAAAUGUUUGGGUUUUAUGGACAUUUAUUUUAUGCCAAAUAAAGUCAUCGAGUAAUUAAUUAUGUUUGUGGAAUAUUUGCCUGUCAUAGUUUUAGACACGUGUGUAAAAUAUAAAUGUGUUAAAAUGAUCAUGUUUACAAUGCUGCAGGUGGCAAGGCUGUUUUUGGUUUGUUUUUGUUUGUAAAGUAAUAAAAGUAAUACUAAUCUCUUUGGUUUGUCAGUCAAUUGUUUAUAGUAGACUAUCUUGUGUGAAGGAUUGAAACUCUUCAGAAUGUAGUUGAAGCUGCUCAUCCUUAGAAUUGUUUUUAUUUCUCUCGCUCUCUGGCUGGCUCUCUGGCUGGCUCUCUGGCUGGCUCUCUGUCUCUCUGGCUCCAUUAUCUAAUUUCCCUUUGUUUUCCUGUCUUUCACACAUAUUCUGUCUCAUCUCGCUCUCCCCCCUCUGUCUCUUGCUCUCUCUCUCUCUCUCUCUCUGUGUGUGUGUGUGAUAACUCUGUCAGUAACUUGCUUCCUCUUAAUAUUCCUCUUGUCCCUUAGGACCCAGCCUCGCCAGUCUGAAGGACCUAGGGUAAAUCACUAUUCUACUCGCACACACCUGUCAAUGUGCCUGAGGUCAAGGUGAACCUCUUAACUGCUAUUUCCCAGCUCCUACACCCAAUACCCAAUAGAUUUUCCCUGGCCUUUCCAGUUAACAUUGUGCUGCACCAAUGUAUAGGCCUUUUUGUACUGGAUAAAAACUGAUGACGAUGUUGGUUUAACAGCUGAUCAUCAUGUUCCAUCUGAGAAAAAUUUGAGGUCAAACUAAUUUCGAAGCUGACGGGCUGAUUGAGUACACAGGCACACGUACACUGAGGUCAGGACUGACUGUGCUCCCAUACAGCCUGCUAAAUUACAGGCCCAGCAGCAGCAGAGUGCAGUAACACCUCCUUUUGUUGUCUUUCUCCUGCUUUCUGCUCUCCUCUCUUUCUCCUCCUCUGCUCCUAGUCUGAAGGGGAGAACAGGGUGUGUGCGUAGGGCCAGGAGUUUUUUGAGGCACUGCUUUUACCGGUAUUUCCAGCAAUGUCCACUAGUUUUGCUGCAGGUAGGAAAUCCUAGGAAAUGUUCUGUAAUUGACACAAUCAAUGUCUGGUUGUGCGUGAACUAAACGACUAUCGCCCCGUAGCACUCACCUCUGUCAUCAUGAAGUGCUUUGAGAGAGUAGUCAAGGAUCAUAUCACCUCUACCUUACCUGCCACCCUAGACCCACUUCAAUUUGCUUACCGCCCCAAUAGAUCCACAGACGAUGCAAUCGCCAUCACUCUGCACACUGCCCUAUCCCAUCUGGACAAGAGGAAUACCUAUGUAAGAGUGCUGUUCAUUGCCCUCCCAGGACACAUUCAGCAUUCAACACCAUAGUACCCUCCAAGCUCAUCAUUAAGCUCGAGGCCCUGGGUCUGAACCCCGCCCUGUGCAACUGGGUCCUGGACUUCCUGACGGGCCGCCCCCAGGUGGUGAAGGUAGGAAACAACACCUCUACUUCGCUGAUCCUCAACACUGGGGCCCCACAAGGGUGCGUGCUCAGCCCACUCCUGUACUCCCAGUUCACCCAUGAGUGCGUAGCCAUGCACGCCUCCAACUCAAUCAUCAAGUUUGUAGGCGACAUAACAGUAGUAGGCUUGAUUACCAACAAUGACGAGACAGCCUACAGGGAGGUGGUGAGGGCUCUGGGAGUGUGGUGCCAGGAAAAUAACCUCUCACUCAACAUCAACAAAACAAAGGAGAUGAUCGUGGACUUCAGGAAACAGCAGAGGGUGCACCCCCCUAUCCACAUCGACGGGACCGCAGUGGAGAAGGUGGAAAGCUUCAAGUUACUUGGUGUACACAUCACUGACAAACUGAAAUGGACCACCCACACAGACAGUGUGAUGAAGAAGGCGCAACAGAGCCUCUUCAACCUCAGGAGGCUGAAGGAAUUAGGCUCUGCACCUAAAACCCUCACACUUUUACAGAUGCACAAUUGAGAGCAUUCGGUCGGGCUGUAUCACCGCCUGGUACAGCAACUGCACCGCCCGCAACCGCAAGGCUCUCCAGAGAGUGGUGCGGUCUGCCCAACGCAUUACCGGGGGCAAACUACCCGCCCUCCAGGACACCUACAGCACCCGAUGUCACAGGAAGGCCAAAAAGCUCAUCAAGGACAUCAACCACCCGAGCCACUGCCUGUUCACCCCGCUAUCAUCCAGAAGGUGAGGUCAGUACAGGUGCAUCAAGGCUGGGACCGAGGGACUGAAAAACAGCUUCUAUCUCAAGGCCAUCAGAGACUGUUAAAUAGCCAUCACUAGCACAUUAGAGGCUGCUGCCUAUAGACAGACUAGAAAUCACUGGCCACAAUAAUGUUUACAUAUCUUGCAUUACUCUUCUCAUGUCUAUGUACUGUAUUCUAUACUAUUCUACUGUAUCUUAGUCCAUGCCGCUCUGACAUUGCUCGUCCAUAUAUGUAUAUAUUCUUAAUUCCUUCCUUCCUUAUAUUUGUGUGUAUUGGGUAUAUGUUGUGAAAUUGUUAGAUAUUACUGCACUGUCGGAGCUAGAACCACAAGCAUUUCGCUACACCCGCAAUAACAUCUGCUAAACACGUGUAUGUGACCAAUACAAUUUGAUUUGAUUUGUGUGUGUUUGGCAGGGGGAUUGCCUAAGGCAGGGGAGGCGUAGCUCUGCAACUCAAUCGCACAAAGCCUAUUUGGCAGGGAAUACUAUUAAAUGGUAGAUCAGUGAUUUUACACCUCACUUUGUUCAAGCUGAUCCACUCCAACAGACUCGGAAGUUGUGGCUAAAAAUGUGUCAAUUAGGAGCAGUUAAAGGGGAGAGUCGAUUAAACCAACCAUGUUUUUGCGAAUUCGUGGGUAGUCCUGACCGGGACUCAAACCCGGGUCCAGCAACCGUUAAGCCAACACCUUAACCAUUACACCAAGAGAUCCGAACCUCUUGGCCUACACCUUAACCGUUACGCCAAGAGUCCAAGCCUCUUCGCGUACGGUUAAGGUGUUGACUUGACAGUCGCUGGAUCCGGGUUCGAGUCCCGGUCGGGAGUUACCCCCAAAUUCGUCACCCCUUUAACUUUUCCUAAAUUACCCCUUUUAAGCUACAACUUCCGAGUCCAUUAGAGUGGAUCAGCUUGAACAAAGAGAGAUGUAGAAUCACUGAUCUUCAAAUAGUAUACCCUGCCAAAUAAUAGGCUUUGUGCAAUUUAAGAUUCGCAGAGCUACACCUCCCUGGCUUAGGCAAUCCUCCCACAAAACACACACUCACCACCAGACAUGGAUUGAUUGAUUGAUUAGAGACAGUCAACUAAAUAACAUUUCCUAGUAUUUUCUAACUGCAGAAAACCUAGUGGAAAUAACGGUAAAGCAAAGUGCCCCAAAACCCCUGGCCCUAUCUAUACAGAAUAGUGCACUACUUUUUGUCAAAGGUCAUGCACUAUGUAGGGCAGCGUUUCCCAAGCUCUGUCCUCGGGGCCCCAAGGGGUGCACGUUUUGGUUUUUGCCCUAACACCACACAGCUGAUUCUAAUUAUCAAAGCUUGAAGAUUAGUUGAUCAUUUGAAUCAGCUGUGUAGUGCUAGGGCAAAAACCAAAACGUGCACCCCUUGUGGUCCCGAGGAACGAGUUUGGGAAACCCUGAUGUAGGGAAUAGGGUGCAAUUUGGGGGACACACCCUGUUCUCCCCUUCAGAUUAGACCAGGCUGUGAAUGUACCCGAGACAUAUCACACCUCUUUACAGGUCUCAGUUUUACACCGGCUGAAAGCCUCCGGAGAAGAAGGCUCUUCCUCUCCUUCCUCUUCCACUCCUUUCUCUUCCUCUCCUUUCUCUCCUUAUUUCCUCUUCCUCUCCUUCCUCUCCUCGCCUUCCUCUCCUUCUGCUCCUCUCUUCCUCUCCUUCCUCUUCCUCUCCUUCUGCUCCUCUCUUCCGCUCCUCCCUUCCUCUUCCUCUCCUUCCUCUUCCUCUCCUUCCUCCCUCUCCUUCCUCUUCCCCUACUCUCUUUCUCUCCUUCCUCUCCUUCCUUUCCUUUCUCUUCUUCCUCUCCUUUCUCUCUUUCCUCUCUUUCCUCUUCCUCUCCUUCCGCUCCUCUCCUUCCUCUCCUUUCUCUUCCUCUCCUUUCUCUCCUUCCUCUUCCUCUCCUCUCCUUCCUUUCCUCUCCUUCCUCUUCCUCUUCCUCUCCUUGCUCUCUCCUCUCCUUCCUCUCCUCCCUUCCUCUCCUCUCUUUCUCUCCUGAGACCUCAGACAUUUCAUUAGCGCACUCGAGGCAUCCGUCCGUCCUUCAUCGUCCUCAUCCCUCUUUUGUAUCGAACACCAAAGAAGAAAAAAGAAAUCAUAACCUAAUGUUGCAUAUUAAAAUGUAGCUGCAUGCUCCAACAACGUGCUGGGGAAAGAUUAGAAUUAUGGUUUAAUUUUCUUCGCCAUCGGCUCAUUUCUAAAUUCCGAAGCUAUAUUGGAGGGAGGCUAAUGUAUUGCAAAUAUUUGUACAGGUCCUGAAAGGAGUUGUUAUUAUACUGUAGAUGAGAGCGGAGACUCUGUCCUCUAGUAGAUAAGCCUAUAAAGUGGAGUCUGUAAUUGAAAACACAGCGUAACUUCAUUCCGUUCUGAAUUAGACUUCACCUCACCUCACACACACUUUAUGAAGGGCCAUAUAACAAACCAGGAUAGAUUUCUGAUUGAAAAAGAAUCAUUGAUCAUUCUCUCUCCCAUCUAUGUCCCAAAUGGUACCCUAUUCCCAAUCUAGUGCACUACUGCCCUAUGACCCUUGAUCAAAAGUAGUGCAUUACAUAGGAAAUAGGGUGCCAUUUGGCACACAUAGCAUCUCUUAGUAGAGAGGCAGUGAGAUGAGGGAGAGAAGAACUAAAAGCAGUCACCCUAACGUUUCAUCUUCAAUAACCCCUCUUGUGUUCUCUUCUGCCAUAUCAACCAAAGACACCUUCAAAGUUUUCUUUGUAACUCUGCUGCUUUGAACAUUCAUGGACGAAAAAAAGAUAUGUCUGAGUAGAAAUGUGUCUAAUCUUGAAGUGUUGUCAUCUUGGUAUCUCUCUCAAAAGAAAAUAAAUGGAGUAGUUUCUGUAUCAUAAUGCACUGUAUCAAUCAUAUCAUCGCUAAUGACACUGACGGAAACUUCUACCGGACCGAAAGUUUAAAUGUGUUGUAGGCUGAAUAUCCUUGCCCAGCCUGGUCAACGCCAAGGUUGGUGCCAACGGGUCAUUGCUCUAGCCUACAGAAAAUGUCAUCUUGGUUGUCAAAAAGUUAUAAGAUAAAGGAUUCACACGGGGGUAUAAAUUACUAUGCAGGUAGAAAUAGCCUAUAGGCCACGUGUCAAAUACAAGGCCCAUGGGCCGAAUUCGGCCCAUGCAAUGGUUUGGGUUGUCAAUUCAUUUAAGCCCGCUUCCAUAUAGGCCGCGACACAUUUUUUUUGUUGUCAAAAAUCUUGUUUGUCAAAAAGUUAUACGAUAAAGGAUUCACACCCAGGUAUAAAUGACUACUAAAGGACAAUAGGACACACAAGCUAGUAUAAAUGAGUCAAAAGUUGAGUCAUCUACUUUAUGAAAGUACAGUCUGAUGGCUCACAUUGGUGAAUUCAACAUCAAUUGCGCUGCUUUUGUGUGUCCCAUUUAACGCGCGCAGCAGAGGGAAAGUGUCCAGACACAUGCCACAGUCCUACCUAGGCUACUAAAAUUGUACAGUCUGGCUUAGUUUUUUAAAGCUUGAUAAUUUAGGCCUAUUAACCAAAAAACCAAACCUGCAGCAAAACACCAUGCAAAGGAGAAACAUAUAGACAUAGCCACAGGAAGUAGUGUGGGGGUGCUGCGAUUUGUUUGCGGGGGGGGCAUUUGUAGCUUGAGUCUGAUACUACUUGUGGAAUAUAAAAAUACUUGCUUGAUAUAUGUUUUACAGUUUCUUGAAAUACUUUGCAAAUCAACUUAUUUCUAUGUGAAAACUGAAAUGGUCUAUUCAUUCCUUUAUCAUUUUACUAGACACUCCAGAUCAACUUACAGUAGUGAGUGCAUACAUUUUCACAUUGGUCCCCCAUGGGAAUCGAACCCACAACUCUAGCAUUGCAAGUGCCAUGCUCUACCAACUGAGCCACAUCAUCACAAACCGCUUGAUGUCUCAAUGUACUCUAUUACUGUAUUGUGCAUUGUUUUUCUUCAUGGUGAUGGAAAGUAAUAGACUUGGUAAUCAACCUUCCCAGUCCCCACAUUAUAAUUGGAAGAAGUGUAAACUCUAACAUAGAAUAAUAGCAUUUCACUGCACCUGCAAUAACAUUUUCAAAUAUGUGUAUGCGACCAAUAUUAUUUUAUUUUAUUUUUUAACUACAACGGUAACUCCAAACACAUGUUCUCUAAUAGCAGCUGUUUAGCUGGUUAAACAAAGGUUACAAUGAAUGUCCAAGUAAAGAAAGCUUGCCAGCAGCCAGCGGCACUUGCCGUGACUGGUACUCACGGGUGCUUUUUAAAAAACAUAUGUCCGAUACUUCAGUGCAUAGCCGCGGGAAGUAGUUUGGGGCGGGGGGACGGGGGGGGGGGUUAUGCCCGUGCUGAAGACAUCUAUAUUGGUCCGCUAAUACAGGACUAGUAAAGGCCCAGUGCACUACUUUAGUGAACAAUUUUAACUAAAUGUAUUUGAGUAUUUACCAGCAUUUGUAACUUGAGUCUGAUAAUUAUCUGUACAAAACAGUUAAUCUGAUACUUGUUUGAUAUACAGUAUAUUUUCCAGUUUCUUUAAAUACUUUGCAAAUGCAACUUAUUUCUGUGUGAAAACUGAAAUGGUCUAUUAAUUCAUUUUCAGUAGACACUCUUAUCCAGAGCAACAUUUUCAUACUGGUCCCCCAUGGGAAUUGAACCCACAACCCUAGCAUUGCAAGCGCCAUGCUUUACCAACCUCGACUAACCGUACCUCUUGUAUAUAGCCUCCCUACUGUUAUUUUAUUUUAUUGCUGCUCUUUAAUUAUUAGCUAUUUUUAUUUUGUACUUAUCAAUUUUUUACUUAACACUUUUUUUAUUUGCUUAAAACUGCAUUGUUGGUUAAGGGCAUGUAAGUAAGCAUUUCACUGUAAGGUGAAUACCUGUUGUAUUCGGCGCAUGUGGCAAAUACAAUUUGAUUCGAUUUGAGCCGCAUCAUCACAUCGCAAACCACUUGAUGUCUCAAUUUAUUAAAAUAAUUACUGUAUUGUGUAUUGUUUUUCUUCAUGGUGAAGGAAAGUCCACAGGUACAAAUCUAGAUGACCAGCCUAAGUACAAUACAGUACUGUACAUUUACAUUAAGUGGUGUGUGUAAGGAUGGUAAAUUAAUACUGCACAAAAAGUGAUUGUUUUCCAUAUUAUUUGAUCAAGAAAAAUAUUUAAUUUGACGUGGAUGUUUCGUGUCUGCCCAUGACCCACCUUUUGAUGUAAAUGUUAGAGGACAGGGUUUGGUUCUUUCUGGAUUCCAUUAAAAUGACAAUCGCAUAGAAGGGGACAGGGCAACAACUCUUACAAUUCCAACUAUUGAAUCCUGCAAGAUACUGUUCUUAAUUAUAAACUGGGUGGAUCGAGCCCUGAAUGCCGAUUGGCUGGAAGCCGUGGUAUAUGAGACCAUAUAGCACGGGUAUGACAAAACAUGUAUUUUUACUGUUCUAAUGACGGUUGUAACCAGUUUAUAAUCGCAAUAAGGCACAUUGAGGGUUUGUGGUAUAUGGCCGAUAUACCACAGCUAUGGGCUGUAUCCAGGCACUCCGCAUUGCGUCUUGCGUAAGAACAGCCUUUAGCCGUGUUAUAUUGGCCAUAUACCACACCCCCGCGUGCCUUAUUGCUUAAUUAUCCAACUACUUUUUUGCCAAAGUGGAGAUGCUGACAUUAUUUUUUUUGCCUACGCUACAGACGUCUAUAUCGGUCCGAUAGUAAAGGCAACUAUUUUCACUACUUUUGCAGCACCUGCAGUACCCCUAUUUCUCGCUGCUAUGCAUGUAGGCCUCUUACAGCAACAUUUGAGCAGUAGCCUAGGCUGGCUACUCAAUCUACAAGACAUUAUGAGUGCCCCAUACAGCAAUGCUGCGUUCAACCACAACGGCGAUCCAUGCAGUGCAAAAAAAAUGAAAAACAUGUUUUAAGGUUAAAUGUAAAGCUACAACAACCUAGCUACGUUUUUGUUAUUCAGGGUUAUUAAAUACUUUUUGAUUAGGCUUGCAGCAUAUUAUGCACAUCUGCAAGCAUAGCAGCAAAGGCUGGACAAAUAUUAUUUAUCUCUUUUGUUUUAAUAUGUUAAAAAUGCUAUAUACAGCAUCCUAUGUACAUAUGUGGACAUUAUAAAGGAACAUAUUGUUUCAAAUAAAACAAUGGCCAGUUUGGGUCUGUAAAAACAAACAUAAUAGUCGAUGUCUGGCCCUAGAAUUCAUUGUUUUUUUUCUCAAUAUGGCUCUUGGCUGAUUGAGUUUGACACCCCUGCUGUAGGCCUACAACAAGUUAGUAUAAGCUUCCAUUCCUCCCAUCUUUCAUUUAAUUGGACCCAAGUCACAGUAGUAAAUAGAUAAGCUAUUUCAAGUAUUUUGUUCUAGGCUAUGAAUCCGAAAGGGAGUGCGGCUUAUAACAUAAAGUAGAAUUUAACAGGUGAACAGACCGUUUACAUUUUGCAUGGAAGUGCGUACUGUCAGUAGGCCAACUGUAUUGUAUUUUUUCAGAGUAGACAAUGUUUCAGAAUUCGCGGGCAGUGCAGCAUAUUUAGGUUGGGGAAAAAAAUAAAUGCAAAACAUUAUUGAAUUCAAACGAUCUGUUUACAGGUCCACAACAAUUUGCAAAUUGUUUUUGUCUUUCAGAAACAUGGUCAAAUAGAGAAAAAUGGCACUGCAACAGAAAACAUUCUGCCAACACCUCCAAAGACAUUUGAUCAAGUUCGCAAUUGCUAUUUCUUUUACUCUCUUGGCCUGAUUCCAAUACUUCCAAAGUAUAUAGCAAAUAAGGGCGUAUUGUCACCAUAAAAUGUGAAUUAUGGGCGUUUUUCAGGCGGCCUUAUAAUGCUUGUUCACACGCACUUUUGUUUUACGACAGGUCUGAUUUAUAAUGGGAAACAUGCUUAUGUAUGGUGUGCGCCAAGUUGAUAAAUCUCAAUAUUUUUGUAUGUGCGCAUACAGAUAUUUAGUGUGAAAUGUAUGCCACAGUUAUGAGGCCCCAGGGCUUAUUGUGGGAGCAACUUAUAAUUUACCUGUUGGAAAACGUCAGUGUUAGUUCCCUUUACCCUGUCCCCCCUGCAUGUUUGACUGUGUGUCAUUAGCUUCUGUGGUCACACUUUAAACAAACUAUAACUUUGAAAGCUUAAUGAAGCCUUCAUAAAUGCUUGAGAUCAUUCAUAAGAACAGGUCAUGUUUUACAUAGGAUGGCAAGCAUGUUAGGUCACAUUCUGUUUCUGUAAUAGAUGGCAUCCUGUCUCUUGCCACCUUGUCUUCGCUAUGUUUUCCUGUCCCCAGGCUUCUGUCUCACUGUCCCCUGUCCCCUUUUUGCAUGACCUACAGUGGGGAAAAAAAGUAUUUAGUCAACCACCAAUUGUGCAAGUUCUCCCACUUAAAAAGAUGAGAGAGGCCUGUAAUUUUCAUCAUAGGUACACGUCAACUAUGACAGACAAAUAGAGAAUUUUUUUUCCAGAAAAUCACAUUGUAGGACUUUGUUAUAGACCCUUUGUUGGCAAUGACACAGGUAAAAACAUUUUUCUGUAAGUCUUCACAAGGUUUUCACACACUGUUGCUGGUAUUUUGGCCCAUUCCUCUAUGCAGAUCUCCUCUAGAGCCGUGAUGUUUUGGGGCUGUCGCUGGGCAACACGGACUUUCAACUCCCUCCAAAGAUUUUCUAUGGGGUUGAGAUCUGGAGACUGGCUAGGCCACUCCAGGACCUUGAAAUGCUUCUGACAAAGCCACUCCUUCGCUGCCCGGGCGGUGUGUUUGGGAUCAUUGUCAUGCUGAAAGACCCAGCCAUGUUUCAUCUUCAAUGCCCUUGCUGAUGGAAGGAGGUUUUCACUCAAAAUCUCACGAUACAUGGCCCCAUUCAUUCUUUCCUUUACACGGAUCAGUCGUCCUGGUCCCUUUGCAGAAAAACAGCCCCAAAGCAUGAUGUUUCCACCCCCAUGCUUCACAGUAGGUAUGGUGUUCUUUGGAUGCAACUCAGCAUUCUUUGUCCUCCAAACACGACGAGUUGAGUUUUUACCAAAAAGUUCUAUUUUGGUUUCAUCUGACCAUAUGACAUUCUCCCAAUCCUCUUCUGGAUCAUCCAAAUGCACUCUAGCAAACUUCAGACAGGCCUGGACAUGUACUGGCUUAAGCAGGGGGACACGUCUGACACUGCAGGAUUUGAGUCCCUGGCGGCGUAGUGUGUUACUGAUGGUAGGCUUUGUUACUUUGGUCCCAGCUCUCUGCAGGUCAUUCACUAGGUCCCCCUGUGUGGUUCUGGGAUUUUUGCUCACCGUUCUUGUGAUCAUUUUGACCCCACGGGGUGAGAUCUUGCGUGGAGCCCCUGAUCGAGGGAGAUUGUCAGUGGUCUUGUAUGUCGUCCAUUUCCUAAUUAAUGCUCCCACAGUUAAUUUCUUCAAACCAAGCUGCUUACCUAUUGCAGAUUCAGUCUUCCCAGCCUGGUGCAGGUCUACAAUUUUGUUUCUGGUGUCCUUUGACAGCUCUUUGGUCUUGGCCAUAGUGGAGUUUGGAGUGUGACUGUUUGAGGUUGUGGACAGGUGUCUUUUAUACUGAUAACAAGUUCAAACAGGUGCCAUUAAUACAGGUAACGAGUGGAGGACAGAGGAGCCUCUUAAAGAAGAAGUUACAGGUCUGUGAGAGCCAGAAAUCUUGCUUGUUUGUAGGUGACCAAAUACUUAUUUUCCACCAUCAUUUGCAAAUAAAUUCAUAAAAAAUCCUACAAUGUGAUUUUCUGGAUUAUUUUUUCUAAAUUUGUCUGUCAUAGUUGACGUGUACCUAUGAUGAAAAUUAUCUCAUAUUUUUAAGUGGGAGAACUUGCACAAUUGGUGGCUGACUAAAUACUUCCCCCCCCACUGUAUAAAGCCCUUUUUACAUCAGCAGAUGUCACAAAGUGCUUAGACAGAAACCCAGCCUAAAACCCCAAAGAGCAAGCAAUGCAGAUGUAUGUCCCCUGUCCCCAUGUCACCUCUUCCUCUGUGCCCUGUCCCCUUUUCCCCAGUCCUGUGCUCUGUUCCCAUUACCCUAUUCACCUGUCCUCCUGCCCCAUGCCCCAUUUUUCCUGUCCCUGUCCCCCUGUCCCACGUCCCCUGUCCCCUGUAUGUGUUCAGUUUGUGUCAUUAUUCGUUUCUGUAAUAGAUGGCAGAGCCGAACGGGCUACAGUCAGGGUUUAGGUUACCUCGCCCCCAGGCAACUUCGAGCGAGACUAGGGUUUAGGAGAGACUGGAUGCAUCCCAAAUGGCAUCCUAUAUAGGAGACACUGGAUGCAGGCUCUGGUCAAAAGUAAAGCACUAUAAAGGGGAUAGGGUGCCAUUUGGGACACAGACACUCACUCUUAGCAUAGGCAUCAGACAUGGCGAUAUUCAUAGGUCAGGCUCUGAAUUCUAAUGCUUACUGUUGUUGGGUUUCUCUGCCUGGCCUCCAGUAUUAGUGUUCUGAAUCUGAACACAGUUUGUUCACUCCACACUUUAGUCAUAAACAAAGCUGUCAGUUCUCAGUGUGUUUAGCCUUACCUGUGAAUGUAAUGUCCUCUCAAGGAUUUGUAUUCUAAUGCCAUAGACUUGGACCACUCUAGUGCCCAAAAGCCUGUAUUAGCAUGGGCAGCGCCGUUGAGGACUUUCACCAUUUUGAAUUAGUCAACUGGGUGGGAAUUCCUAUGGGUUAAGGAAGGAUCACAUAAUUGGCAAUAAAUCACCAACCUUGGAUUUAUACCUGUUCAAACAACACACUCCAGGUGGCAGUAUUACAUUUUACAUUUUAGUCAUUUAGCAGACGCUCUUAUCCAGAGCGACUUACAGUUAGUGAGUGCAUACAUUUUCAUACUAUGCACCCUUAAAGUUUGUUUACCAACUCAUAGAAGUAGUAGAAGAAGAAAUUGACCUUUUAAAAUGGAGAUAGCCUCAAUAGCACUGCCCAUGUUGUCACAGAUGCUAGAUGGGGCAGAUACAAAGAUGAGAAGUCUAACUAAGUCUAUGUCUAAAGCUCUGUAUUGUUUGAGUUUAUCUGUGCUCAGUAUUCAUACUCCUCACAGUUUGUUUACCUCUAAAUGUAGUCAUAAACAGAGCUGUCAGUCUUCAGUCAGAUUUACGAGGUUGAGCUCCCCUGAUCACUCUAUCCUUAGAGGGCAGAAUAAAUUAACCAAAUACAAAUAAUGCAUAAAGGCUGUAGGGCUAUUUCUGCUGAUGCUCAAUUAGUCAAUAGAUAUCUAAAGGCUAAGUUCAGUAAGACAUAUACUGGAGAAUAUUAAAACUAGUUCAAUUAUCUACAGUAUAAUAGCUGUAUUCUUUGUUCUGUUUUUCAGUGAUGGGUAGUUCACGGUUCCCCUUUAACAUAGAAGGAGCGUCCGAGUUGCACUGAACAUGUGAGUGUCUGAGUCAAUGUGUGUCAGGAGAAGACAAAGGGUUGAGGUGUGUUUGCUCUGCCGUGUUAUCACAUUUAGACUUGGUUCAUUUGUGGCUUCCAAGGAAUCGAACAAACUAUCUUGGUGUUGCAAGCACAAUUCUCUCUCUCUCUCCUCUCUCUCUCUCUCUCCUCUCUCCUCUCUCUCUCUCUUCUCUCUCUCUCUCUCUCUCUCUCUUCCUCUCUCCCCUCUCUCUCUCUCUCUCUCUCUCUCUCUCUCUCUCUCUCUCUCUCUCUCUCUCUCUCUCUCUCUCUCUGUGUGUGUGUGCACUCUUCUCUAAUGAACCCAGUGUGAGCCAGCAGAGCAAGGUUUUAUUCCGCCUUUCUGAUGUAAUGUAGUCUCUGAGGAGAACGUCACAAUGGCACCCUGA